Podarcis lilfordi (Lilford's wall lizard) is the source of this 50972-nucleotide messenger RNA. The record is from the annotation of a GenBank genome assembly. Lineage: Eukaryota; Metazoa; Chordata; Lepidosauria; Squamata; Lacertidae.
AUUUUCACGUCGCACCAGCCGCUGUGGUUUCUAAGGAAACGGGGUCUUCGCCGUUGCCGAAAUUGAGCCGUUUCUUGGAACCUGCUGGGUUCGUGCAAGGAAAGGGGUGGUUGUACGAGAAGGGUGGGCUGGGUGUUUUCAUCGCCAGUCUAGUGAGGCAUAAGAUACAGGUUUGGAGAAGGGGGGGGGGGAAUUUUAGGCGGUUUGUGUGGUUUGCUAAAACCCAUCACCCUAGGAAGCACAGACAUAGGGGAAGGGGGCAGUUCCGAAUUUACGUAUAAGCUACACAAGCUAUAGCCCCACUCUCUUGGGGAAAAAACUGGAUGUACAUUACCUAAAUAUAAAAUAACUAAUAUACUUCUUUUUAAUUGUGUUUCAGUUCAACAAUUACUUUGAUAAAAUACAUAUUUUGUUAUGUGCAAAUGGCUUUAGAUAUCUAUCAGGUCCGUAAAUUACCAUAUAGGAUAUAUUCAACACAAAAAACUGUGACAAUUUGUUGUUGACAAAGGGCAGCUGGACAUAUAAAGGGCCCCAUUACCUUCAGUAGCUUAGGGCCUCAUCAAACCUAAAUCUGGCCCUGGAAGGGGGGGGUAUGCAUGACAAAAUGAGGCAAAGUCAUGCGUGGGACAUGGGUAGCAUGAAGUGGGGGGUACAGUUAUACUGUAUGCUGCAGUCCCUGGCCAUGCUCUUGUUAAUGGCACAACUCUACACCAGCCCCAGACCUGAUCAAAGACACUUCACUCUCAUUUACUUCAUUAACAACAACAGCAACAAAAAAAAGGUCACCCAUCACUGGCAACUGUGCCUUCUUGACAGAGCAUAGGGUAUGGUAGAAACUAGCACCCAAUCUAUUAUUUAAGCCCCCACAGAAAGAGGCCAUAACACAGAUAGUAGGGUGUAGGGCAUGGGUCUUUUAUCUCUCCGGUCUCGCAUGAUGCAUAUUUAAUGCUCACGACAUUUUUGUGUCUGGACUUGAACUCUUUAAUGGGUAUUCUCUGCCUCAGGGCUCCAGACACAAGCAUGCAACCCUUGCGCUCCAUUCUGGCAACUGGAGGUAGCAGGGCAGAACAGGAUACUUUGCUCAUGGGGGAAUUUGAAAUAGGAAGGGCCUGGAGCAUGUUUGUGCCUGUCUUGCAAAUUCCACCAUAGGCUUCCCUUGCAUGUUGCUUCAGCGUGUUUGUGCGCCUUUCAUUGAGGGGUGGGGGAGUGGGGAGAGAAACUGUUUUGCCAAACCAGCAGUCGCACGAGAGCAUUAGUCGCUACUUUGACAAACAGUACCAUAGGGCUCCACUGCCUAUGUAUGUGGCCACUACCUAGUUCUAUCCAUUUCUAGUGUGAAGGGGGUAUGGUGAAGUGACUGCUGCCAUCGCUCAAUCUUGGCCCGCGUGGGGCGGGUCCCUCUUUUUGACAUGUGGCCAUUGUCACUGGUGUGCUUCCUGGUUUGGUGGGCUGUGGUGGUGUUUCCAGGGACAUGCAAUGUACCUGCUGGUUUUUUGUGUGUUUUUUGUAGUUUCUGCUUUUGUUUUUCACCUUCUCCUUCCAUGGUAAACACACAUUGGAUACACAACUGUUUCCACCAGCACAGUGGUGGUGCUUCUCUUCCCUCCCCAACAUAGUAUGAAUAUAGGAAUGCUCUGCCCAUUUCUUCCAUUAAGACAAAUGGGAUUAAUUUUGUAUGGUCCUUGUAAUCAGGACUGGUUGGAAUAUUUUAGCCUAAUCGGUGCUACGUAGGCCAGUUUGCCCUUUUUCAGCUUUAUAACAAUGCCAGCUUCUUAAAAUAGUAAUAGAUUAAUGCUCUUAGAACUAGUUCCUUCUUUAUAUAUUGUUUACAAGUUUAGCAUACAAAAAAGAUGCGAUAGUAAAUUUACUCUGAACACAAAGCUCUUAAAGAAGAAAAGAGCCUCAGCUAGCAAAGUAUGAUUUCUAUUCCAGGAAGGGAAGGAGCAGUAGAUGGUGUCAGUGUUGCCUUAAUUUUUAGAAUCACCCCCCCACCCGAUGGAAAUAAACUUUGUAUAAUUAUCUUGUGGGAGCUGCUUUGUUCUUGGUGUUAUUUUUUUCACGUCUUUUGAAGGAGACCUCCUCUUGGGUCUGGAAAGUCUUUCCCACACUGUGGGGCCCUCAUUUGUCUUCUCCUUCUUUUUCUCUGGAGGUGGGACUGGUGAUUCAUUUGGAGGCUCUUUCCUUUCCGUGUUUUCCAUUGUCUCAAUCUCAAAUAAAACGUUGAUUUCCCCCCCCCUUCUAUUUCCCAAAGUUCUUCCUUUGUUACAAUAGGAUCUUUUAUUGGUCUUCUUGGAAGUUUUUGUCGUCUGGCAGGUGCUGCAGGAGCUGGUGGAGGACUGUCAGGUUUUGGAGGCGGCUUGGGUCUCCAGAAUGGCAUAUUCUGGCUUUCUUUUCUGUCACAACAUGUUCUGGGUUCAAAUUCAUCAGAAAUGGGGAGGGGGAGGGGAAUAGCAUGCUCAGAAGGGGGAAAGGAAGAGGGUUGCCAGCUGUCCUUUAAAACAUAGGUUGGUUCCCCUGUUCCUCCUUUCGGGAUGCCUUUUGUAAUAAUGACUUGAAGGUUUUUGCCCUCACCCUGACUUGCCUGCCUAGUGCGGCCUAGCAGUUAGGCUCCUGGGAAAGUUGUGUUGCCUCAGUUUUGAUCUCUAAGUUCCGUUAGAAAGAUGUUGUCUAAAGAUUACUAAAUUUAACCAAUGAGACAUGUGUCGGAAGCUUUUUUUAAAAAAAACCAAAAACACUUAUGAAAGACUUUUGAUACUACUUUCAUUUGGCUAAUAUCAGAUAAUUCUAUUUUGCUUCAGAGGGGACAGUCAAUACAUUUUAAAUAUGUGAGAGUAAAACCCAUGGAGAUCAAUCAGACUUAAGGCAUGACUAAUUUUCCCAUUUACUUCAGUGGGAGCUAAGCUCAGCUAACUGACAGUGCAAUACUAUGUUUGUCUACUCAAAAGUAAGUUCCAAUAAGUUCAGUGGGACUUACUCCUAAGUGAGUGUGACUAGGCUUGCAGCCUAAAAACUAGCCUUUAAAAAAUAUUAGAAAUAUCUAGGUGAUUGCAUUUAUACUUCCAGCACACAAGUGCAUGCAUUUAGGAACAGAGUAAACAUAAUACAUUAAAAAAAAAAAAUCAGUAGUGUCUAAUAAAUACUAUGAGAAUCUAAGCAUAAAAGAAAAACAAUUCCUCAGCUAGGUUUUUUUUAGUAGCAAGAUAGAAUGCAAGUGAAACUGUCCCUAUCGCUUUAUUUCCAUGCUGAUGAAAGCUUCACUUGCUGCAUUUUUUUUUGCUUGUCAUACAUCUGUUAACAGCAGACACCCGUUAACCUUUAAGAAAUAAGGUUGGUGACUUUAUACGUUACUACUUUACUAGAAUACAAUUUAUUUAAUUUCUAUACCGCUUUAUAUUUUUAAGAAAAAUCUCAAAUCGGUUUACAGCUUAUUCAAUCAAUAAAACAUAAAUAAAACAAUCUGAAGAAAGUCAAAUAUAGAGUAUACAGUCAAAGCAACAUAACCAAAAACUAAAUUAUCUUAAAGAUUUCAAAAUAAAACAUUACAAAGGAGGUCAAAUACAGAAUACAUAUUUCACAUAGUAGGGCUGGGUGAGUCUGGGCUCUGCCCCCUAGGCCAGGUGGAAAGGGCCUUGCAAGAAAUGGCCUUCACGCCUCACAGCCGGGCGAGGAGGAGCCUCUUCAGUAGAGCUGGUGAGUCUGGGCCCCACCACCUAGGCCAGCAAUAAAAUAAUAAACCAACAAUAAAAACUCUGUCCCACCUAUUGAUAUAUUUUCCUUUAUGUAUAUGUAGCAUAAUAUUUAUCUACAAUGGUUGUUUAGUUCAGUAAAAGGUAAAGGUACCCCUGCCCGUACGGGCCAGUCGUGUCCGACUCUAGGGUUGUGCGCUCAUUUCACUUAAGAGGCCGGGAGCCAGCACUGUCCGGAGACACUUCCGGGUCACGUGGCCAGCGUGACAAGCUGCAUCUGGCGAGCCAGCGCAGCACACGGAAACGCCAUUUACCUUCCCGCUAGUAAGCGGUCCCUAUUUAUCUACUUGCACCCGGGGGUGCUUCGAACUGCUAGGUUGGCAGGCGCUGGGACCGAGCAACGGGAGCGCACCCCGCCGCAGGGAUUCGAACCGCCGACCUGACAAUCGGCAAGUCCUAGGCGCUGAGGUUUUACCCACAGCGCCACCCGCGUCCCAUCGUUUAGUUCAGUAACCCUUCCUAAAUUAUACUUAAUAAUCCUGCAUAAUUUUAAAAUUAUUUUUAUUAUGUGAAAUAUUAACUCAUUGUAACACGGAAAAGAGUAAACAGUCAGGACUAAUCCCACAAUUUUUGGUACUAAUUACUUCAGUUCAGUGAACUGCAUCCUGUCCUCCACUGGUGGGAGAGUGAAAUAGUACAAAUAUAGCAUUAAGCAGGCAGUGGUGGGAUCUGUAUUUAAAAAAUAUGCCUGCUGUACUGUACGCUCAUUGGAGAUGUUUUAUUAGACUGUCUGAUCUGAAAACCUUAUUUUGCAUUUGAAAAGAUUAAAGAGCUACCAUUGGAUUUGUCUGAUUCAGUUGUUUCUGUUCUGCAUGGCAUUUGCAGAUGGAAUAAUCUGUCAUAAAUGACACAGAAAAAUACCAUGCUAUGAGUAAAAUGAGAUGUAUAGCAACAGACUCAACUUGAGCUCUGGCUAAUCUGUAUAAAGAUGUGGGUUAUGAUUGAAAGCAGGAAGCAGGAGCUGAACCCUUUCUCAAUGCAGACCAUUACACUCUUGAAAACACUAUCACCCAGCUAUUUCCUGCCAGGUGGGGAUUACCAUACUGGGUAAAAGCAUUAGGGCAGGAUAAAAAUAUUUGUAUAAGUAAAUAAACAACAAGAAGAAUAGAUUGAUACAAAAAUAAAAAUAAAAUGCCAUCCUCUGCCCUAAUGAAUGGUUUUCUUUUUCAGGUUCAAUGAUGGCCCAUACAGAGAAAGAGUUGAAUGACCUUCUUAUUUGUAAAGAAAAAGAACUGAAAGAGCUCCAAGCUCAUCAAAUCCAUUUUCAGAAAACAUCACUGCAUGAAACCAGAAAGCAGCUUCAAGAAAUGCAUAGGAAAUUCAACAGUUUAAAGGAAGAUUUCACCUAUAACCUUAGAGUCUUAGAGGAGAGAGAUAGAGAGCUGGAACACUAUGAACGCUUGUUUAUACAGUUGAAAAUGGUUGAAAAUGCUAAAGAGGCAGAGGUUAGUGAUCUUAGAAUACAAGUGGAUAAGCUGCAGCAAACACUUGCCAAGGAAACAAAAAAGCAAGAGUCUCUGCAAUACCAAUACCAUCAAAAGCUUAAAGAACACCAGUUAGAGUUGGAGCGGCUUCACAGGUAAGAGGGAUCCAGUGCUGUGUCGCUAUGACAGAAAUUCAGCCUUCUAGAUCCAAGCCUUGAUUCUCUCUGUACCUCAUUCUGGUAGUAAUCCUGCUCAGAAUAAUGGAAUUGUAGAGUUGGAAGGGACCAUGCAGGUCAUCUAGUCCACCCUCCAGCAAUGCAGGAAUUUUUUGCCCAAGGUGGGGCUAGAACCCACAUCUCUGAGAUUAAGAGUCUCAUGCUCUACCGGCUGAGCUAUCCCACAAUCCUGCUGAUUCUACUUUGUGUCUUUGCCAUAAAGAAAUUGGAAGAUGGUUCCCCUUCCACAUGGGGGGUGGAGCAGUCAGUAGCAUGGACUCCUGAUCUUAUCCAUUGCCUCUUUGUCCCCCUGUUUACCCACUUUUUUGUUUGUAUAUAAGGACUUUCCAACUGCUGUUAACACUUAGUGUAUCUUACAGAGUGUACACUGGUUCGUGAAUGAAUGCUUAUGCCGCAAAAAAUAUGAAUCUCUUUUUAGAGGGUAUUGUAAUCAAACCCUCUAAACAGAAUGUCUGUACUACUCCAUUUUCUUGAGGCAAUUGUGCAUUGGUUUUGUCUUGUAUGCAGCUGCCUCAAACCAUUACGUACUGUAGAUGUAGAGAAUUUCACGUGCAAUGUAGGCCAUUGUGAUCCUGGGUCUUCCUUGGCUAUAAUCUUUCUGCUUUUCAAGGUAUGAGAUAUCUUAUCAGAUCUGUUGCUACCUGUUGGAUUGUGGCAAGAUUCAGUGGUGCAUAUAUGAGACGCUUUAUUACAUAAUACUUGCUUACACUAUUUAAAUAGGUAAAUAGCUUAGAUCGAUGCUAAUGCCAUACUCUUAUUCUUUCAGGCAAAUUAAUGUGUACAGACACAUUUGCAAUUAGGGGGAGGUCAUUUUGAUUCAAGAGCAUGUGAAUAGAAAUUAGUAUUUGCUCAAGUGCACACUACAUGUUGCCGUUGUUCUUCCAAAACACAAUAACUUAUUAAACUUAGUUUUAAUUCAGUCCACAACUUCUUAUUGAAGGGUGCUUAUUUUUAAAACUAUUAUUUUUGUAGCCAUAGUGAAUGUGAUGUCACUGGAUUUUUAUUUUUAGUUCUAAGGACUCUGAUAUCAAUCAGCAUCUUCAGGAAUAUGGGGAUAUGAAGCAGCAACUGGAGAGAAAACUGCAGGAAGUAGAAUGUGAACUUGCUUUGCAAAGACAGGUACAGUAUGUUUAAUAAAUGAGAUAAAUAGAUUUUAUUUUUUGUUGCCGUUCCUACAGACAGAUGAGAGUUCAUUAUACUCUACAGUUACUUAAUUUUCCCCAGGCAUCUAGUUCCCCCUGCCUAGUCUGACAUUAAAAGUAAUGUGCGAUUAAUGAGCAGUACUGAAAUUGCUUUCCCAUUCUAGGUAUCAGGUGGCAUUUAUGUUUUUGGUUAUCUUCUCGCAUUGGCAGCCUCCCCUUGGGAAAAUUGGUAAGAUUGUGUCUAGUAAAAUGAGAUGGUGUAAAAUUCUUUCCACAGGGGUAGAGCCAAAAUGUUGUGCUAAAUUUGCCAACCUUGAAAUCUCAAGAAGGUCAGAACUAUAAAUCAAGAGCAGCUUUACUCAGUUGUGAAGGCUACAUAAACACCCUGGCCUCCGGCAUCAGUCCCUACUUCUCUAAUUUCAGGGUUAUCUUCCUUCCAGAUUUGUAUGUAACAACCAACAGGGCUAUCAAUUGAUUUAAUUGAUUAUUUAAAUUGAUUCUUUAUUUUUUAAAAAAGUUUAUAUAUCCUAUAUCAGUUGAUUUCAGGACACUUUAAGAUUAUAAAUUACAUUCUAGGUAUAAUCCAAAUUUAUCUAUAGAAGUAUUUUUGAGAUACUGAAGAAGGUAUAAAAAAUAAAAAUAAACAAAAGCUACCUCCCAGAGAAAAGGUGAGCUUUUUAUUUUUUUAUUGUUUCUUUUUUAUUUUCAUAAUAGUAAUAAUAAUAAAAGGAAGACUUAAAAACACACAACUGGAAUUUAAAAAGCUGCAAUAAAUAAAUGAGUUUUCAUCUCACAGCCUCAUCCAUUAAAAUUGCCCCUAAUCUACUAAAUUUUUAAUUGAUAAUUUACAGAUUAAAUUAUUGAAUGCUUGCAGCCCUAAUUUAUACAAGUCUCUCUCUGUCUUGCUUAUGUUUUGAAUGUAUGGCAAAAGGAACAUUAUGAGUUCCCUUAAGGAGUCCCAGAAAGUUUCGUCUUCUUCAGGUUUGUUUGUUGAAUACUUAUGUUCAUAAAAAGUUAAAGAUCCUUCUCAUCAUUGGCUUCUCUUAUAACUCUUUUCAAUUUUGUAAAUUUAAACUUGCCACUGGGCAUGUUGCCCAGACACCCUCAUUGCAGAUGCCUCCUUUGCCCUCCACUUACUCCUUUAUCCACCUCCUCAUCCACUGUUUCUCACCCCAGAAUUACUUCAGUCUUUGUUUCGUCAACUUCAUUUCAGGAACUGCUAGCGGAAUUUGAUUCAGAAAUGAAAAAAAGAGAGCAUGAGUUUCGACGGAAAGUGGAUGAAAUGAGCAAUUUAGUUCUAUCUCAUGAGCUUAAGGUAAAUGUGCCCCCAAAAUUUGAAAUGUACACAGCAAAAAUAAACAAACAAUCAAUCAAUGUACAUUCUAUUACUUCUAUUUAGCGUGUUUUGUGAUGUAUAGACAAUAAGUGAUCAAUGGAACUCAUGGCCUGUUUUUCCAUGGAACAUUAUGAGGUUAAAUGCCAUAACUACUGACUGUCAAUUCAGACACCGUACAAAACCAUAGUUAGCAAAACUGUAUGUUAUAAGCCCACUUUAAACCAUGUUUUUUGAUUAGGAUGUGCCAGCUUUCAUGAGCAGUUAACUAUGUCUGUAUGUUGGGGCUUCAAAGCUCAGUGCAGGGAUGUUUGAAAGCCAUUUUGCUAACAGCCCUGUACUGCUCUUUGAACUUCUGAAAACUGGAGGUUUAAAGACUAGUGUGAAACUGCUUGCAAAAGGGCUUUCAAAAAGCCCCACUUUGAGCUUUGGCUGCAUGUAUCUUUUCCAAUUGAGCGAACAAGUGGGCGCAGCUGCACUUAGCAGGAUUUAUUCCCUGUUCAUUAGCUGAUGAACAAGGGUUAAAUCCUUCUGCUUUGGCUGUGUGUGCCAGUUCCCAGUUAGGGUACAGAAACACAGGGCCAGUGCAGAACCAAACCGUCCCUCCCCGCCAAUAGCUGUCAUCAGUGUGACAUCAGCCAAUUGGCAGGUGGGUGUUUGUUUUUUAAAUGGUUGUGUGGGCUGAAUUUGAUACCGUGGUGAGCCAGGGUUGGCCUGCAGACUGGAGGUUCCCCAAAUCUGACUAAGCCUUGGUUUGGCUUUGUGUGAGAUGCAGACACAGCCCAUGUGCCUUUUUGUUCUCCUUUGAAAGGUGAAGCUGUUGACCAAAGAAUUGGAGGCUUUGAAAGAGGCUGGGACAGAAGUGGCAGAAUCAUUGAAAAUGGCAGAAGCAAGAAACUUGGAGUUGGAGAAAGAAGUCAAAUGCAGGGAUUGGGAAAUAAAGGAUCUUGCAGCUGUGAAAGAUGCCCAGUAAUGUACCAUUCCAUCGAGUAUUGAGAAAAAUUUCCUUUCAGUUCAUCAUUCCUUUCUGCCUCCCAGUAUAUUCUUAAUCCAUUUUUUUCCAUGUCUGUAAAAGGAAUGUGUUUAUUUUUGUUGCUGCUGCCCUUGAGGUUACAUCUGGCACAUCAGUGGCUCAUGUCAUACUUUCUUCACUGCUACAGUAUAGCUUAAAGUUGCAGUGCUGGUUUCCAGUCUUUCUGCUCCUUUAGUUUCUGUCAAAUUAGAUAAUGAACCAUGGGUUGUAUGCAACGCAAUGCAAGCAGCAUUCCACUUAUACACUGGAACUUCCUCUCCUCUCUCGACACACCCCCAAAAUCUGAUCCAGAGUAGAUUUUGUGGGGGCAUGGGGGACUGCAAGGGAGAGGAACGGAAGAGGAAGUUCUGUUGUGCGGGGGGAAGUCCAUUGCAGAACAGUAGCAGUGGAUACAACCACCUGUGUUUACAUAACAAUGGCUUACAUAGGCGCCAGUUCUACAGGGACCUGGAUGCCAGGGCACUCACAUUCCGUUUUUCCUACAAAGCCUCGGAACAUGAUUUCCGGCAGAAACCAGAAGUUGCGUUGGAGGUCUUGUGAAUCCUCGUAUGUUUCCUCGGAAGCGCCGCUGUGCUGCCGCCACAACAUGACAUCAUGUUAUGUCGUGGACGCCAUUGAGCACCCUUAACCUGGAGUCCAAGUCAGUGCCCCUGGUGGGUUAUGUCAAAAUACUGCCCCAGUAGGAGAUUGGUUUUCAUCCUCCAAGUUUUCUACUCAAAUACUGUUCUGGUAACAUGACUUAUUUUGUAGCAGUUGUAGUAUUUAAAUCUUGAAGAGAAAUGCACGACACAUUUCCCUACGUUUCUGAUAUCUAUAUCUGUGCAAGGAAUGACUCCCCAUCCCCACCUAAAAUCAAAAUAAUAACUUAUGAGCCAGGUGGGAAACGGGCUGCCCUGCAUAUAUGUUCACCUUUUCUGCUUUCCCUAGCUCAGUGGGGAAAGGUUGCAAAAGAAUAGCAACAUGGGGUACAAGAAGUAUGGGAUGUAACAGCAUUCAACUGAAUAUUUAUUUUAAUUGGAAUCACAAAAUCAUAGAAUUGUAGAGUUGGAAGGGCCCUGGAAGGUCAUCUAGUUCAACUCCCUGCAAUGCAGGCAUCUCAACUAAAUGUUCACAUCCCUUCAAAAACAUUCAGUUCAAGCACAGCUGACAUUCCUUGCUAUGAUUCCCGGACAUGAAUAUAGAUCCUGCAGGCCUGCCAUAAGCUAAACUAUUUAGUUAUUCACAUAUUUAUUUAUUUAAGAUGUUUCUAACCCACCCUUCAUCAGAACAGAUCUCAGGGCAGGGCACAAUACUAUUACAAAUCCUCAAAACCCAUCAAUCGCAUUAAAACAACCAGAAACAAAAAUCUAUGAACCACAAGAGCUGGUUAAAAAAACAAACACCUUAAUUAAAAACUUCAAGGCUUUAAAAACUACAAAUCCUAUAUUUAACUACAAGAAACUAUAUUCAGUGGGGCACCUAGCUAUGCUAGAUCCAUCAUUCUCUUUUUCUUAACACUUUAUCUUCAAUACAAAUGAACUAAUUUUAAAGCGUUAUUUUAUUGUCCUCCAAUAUUUGCCAAUACAGGAUACGGGAUUUAGAAAGAAAAAUCGAUUCAGUACAGCUGAGCUGGAAAAAAGAAAAAGAAAUAUUUGAGAGAAAGUGAGUUCUUUGGAUAGAUGACAUUGUCUUCUUUGUGUACUUUUCUCAUUAAGAGCAGUCAUUUUUUCAAAAAGUAGUGGGCAACAAGCAAUUGCUGCAGAUAACUUUGGUGUUUGAUGCAACUGAAAGUUGUCCUUUCUGUUUUCAGAUAGUGAUGUAAUCUUACUGCAUGAAUAUAUUGAAGUUUUAAGAAAGAUGUGUUGUUUUGCAUGUUAGCAUUAAGAAUGUAAUAUAUAAAAUAGUCCUUAAGUAGUGUGUGGAUUAAGUAUUUGUUUUUAUCUGUGCUCCCUCUCCAUUCAUUACCCAGUAACAUCUUGAUUUGUUUAGGGCCUAAAAAUAGGCAAAUGGUUACUGUAUUCUGAAUUUAUGGUCCUUUCUCCUGUAGUUCACUUUUAAACACAUUGAUAUAAUUAGGUGGUUUUUGGGUGUUCCUAAAGGGCAUUGGAAAUAUUUAAAGAAAGCACUUCUUAAACUUUAGCAUUUCCAAUGUGUUUUGUGAUAAAAAGGACCCCUUGUACCCCCAGCAUAGUUAGAAACAUAGGAAGCUGCUUAUACCAAAUCAGACCACUAGUCCAUCUAGCUCAGUAUUGUCCACACUGACCAGCUGCGGCUGUCCAGGGUUUCAGACAGGGGACAUUCUGAGCCCUAUUUGCAGAUGUUGGGGAUGCAAAGCAGGUACUGCUGUUUUAUUCUUAAUCGCAUUCAGAUAGCAAAUAUUUGCCAUAAUGGAGUUGCGGAAUGUCCAUUUUUCACUGGGACAUCUUCAGCCGCAUAGUAGGAUUAUUCAUGGGAUUGCCUAACCCUACCUUUGAUCAUAUUAGCACUGUUCAGUGCCCCAGAACCUGACAACCUAAAGAUCAAAAUUAUCAUGUAGGAAAAAAACAAGCUAAACAGAAGGAUUUUUACCAAGUUUGUAAAAUAACUUCAGAAGCUUCUAAAAAUGUACAUUGUUUAAACCUUUGUACAGCAUGAUCAUUUCUAUUUUUAAAAAAGUUUUAAUUCACUUUGGUAGAUUGAUUGUCUCAAAAAGUACAAAUCCAAAAGAACAAAUUGUCUUUUAAAUUUAAUUUUGUUCUUUCUAAAAGGCACGCAGCUAUAGAUCACUUUGCCAGGGAAAAGGAUGCAUUACUUGCUUCAGUAAAGGAGACCCAUACUGAGCAGAUACGGAAGUGGGAAAAUCAAGUCCGAGACCUGCAAAUAAAUAAGGAAACUUUGGAAACAGAACUGCGUCAGGCAGAAUGGAGGCAUACAGAUGAGUUGAGAGAGAAAGAGGCUGUCAUUGAAAAGUAAGUUAGAUUUUAUUUGUACUGUUUAGGUAUGUAGAUGUGUGUUUCAGUGCAAACAAGUGGAUUACAUCCUCACAUGGAUGUAGGGGAGAAGGGGGCUUUCUUUCCCCCUGAAUCCAUGUGAUGACACAAUCCAUUUGUAGGUACCCUCUUUUGCAGGUAGGCAUGAUGUUGCUUCUCCCGUAAUUAAAUCUGAAGUUAAAUGACAGGAUCUCAUUUUUAUUUUUGGAUGAAAUGUACCUAUUUAGAGCAUGGUGUUUCACUUGUUUUGUACAUGAUACAUCCCAGGAUGUAGUGCACACAGCUGGUAUAUUCCUCGCACUACUCCUGAUAAGGCAUCUUAUUUCCAUGUUCCAGUCCUGAAAAGUUAACACUUUGUUUAAGGAGCUACUGACACUCCCACUUCUCUCAGGAUGACUAAGCAAUAUUAAGAGGGACAUUACAAGCAGUUCAUUUCAACACCCAUCUGUGAAUUGUGGCAAGUGGUGUGCUUUAGUGCUUACUCAAGAGCAGGUACAUAACCUCCCCUUUGCUGGCUUUUCAAAAUAUAUUAACCCUAAAUAUAUAUAAAGAUGCAAAAUUGCCUAGAUCGGUAUACAGUGGUACCUCAGGUUACAAACGCUUCAGGUUACAAAUGCUUCAGGUUACAGACUUCGCUAACCUGGAAGUAGUACCUCGGGUUAAGAACUUUGCUUCAGGAUGAGAACAGGAAUUGCGCGGUGGCGGCGGGAGGUCCCAUUAACUAACGUGGUACUUCAGGUUAAGAACGCUUUCAUGUUAAGAACGGACCUCUGGAUCGAAUUAAGUUCUUAACCAGAGGUACCACUGUAUUUAUAGUUAUCCAUUAAUAAUGGUUUACUGUGACAUGUGAAGGAGGACACUGUUAGGUACAACAUCCUGUAACAAACUGUUAUACUAAAACUUCACAUACAAACUAAAGAAUCAAGGAAGACACUUAAGAUGUUUCUUUUUGUGUGCUUGCACUGCAUUCAUAUUUUUAUUCAUUCAUUAUGUUUUAGGAUGCCUUCUUCAGCCAGCAGCCAGUUGGGAUGGUGCGCUAUGGAACAGGCUUUGUGCCUUGUUCCUUUUGCAAUCUGUAGCUAUUGGCCACUUUCAAUUAAUGCAGUACUCCUGCAUAAACCAGUUGUCCAAUGUGGCCUUCCCUUCCACUCCUUCUGCUGUAGCUUGAUGGAAUGGCUGAAUAGGAGUAUCCCUGGGAUUUGAUAUACAGCAUCAGUGCCAAAUCAUUUCCUAUUGACACUGAGGCAGAAUUUAUUAAUGGCAUAGAAAAUAUCUCAUAAUAAUAGACCAUGGCUGAAACAGGGCUCCGAGUCCCCAUCUUUGAUAUGCCUUGGGAUUUCAACUUAACGGCACUCAUCAAGAAGUUCUUAGAAUAGACUCAGAAUGUGGCCUUUCACAGAGAGAGAUUAACUGAAAAUAUUUACUCAUUCAUCGUUUAGUCAUUUGCAGUGCCUCUCUGGGACUCGUGGUUAAUUUGUUCACAUUUCAAGCCACAGGUUCUUUGGCUCAGGAUACAAUUUCUGAAAGUAUUGUAUAUUUAUUAUCAGGUGAGCACUAUAAUUUUACCAAGCAACAAAUUGCUUAUAUUUAGGAUUGUAAGAACAUGUAACAUUGUAACAGUUCGUUACUGAGUGAUAAGGAAUUGUAAUAUCUUCUCUCCAGAGAACAGCAUUUCUCGUAUGCUGUUGAAACAAAGGUCAAAUGUAAAAUUAGAUGUAUUAGUCAGUAUGUAUUUUUGCCCUUUGCUGUGAAUAUGUGUUGGGGUUAUACUAGGGUAGAAGACUUGGGGUACUGUCCAUAUCCCACUAAUUAUAACAGAUUAUACAGUUGUUCUUGUACGUACAUCAUUAUAUACUAGUUUGGUUGAUGCUCCACCAGGUAGGCAACACUGAGAAGUGCUGCUUGUCCUAAACACACUUGCCAAAGUGCCAAGUUCUGCAUAUACACUCAAGCGUACAGGUGCACAGGAGACUCCUUUCAUUUAAGGAAAGGUCAAUCUGCAAGUGAUAAAAGAUUUGUAUGCAGAUCAGGUCCCUCCACUGAAUAGGAAAUCUGUUAUGGAUGGAGAAACUCUCUGUACACAGUGUAAUUCCCUGUCUAGAACAGGCUGCUAGAAUAAAACAAUUGUGCAAUUGUAUUAAAUUUGUCUUAAUUUGUGGCCAAUUUGGUAAAAUUCAGAAAAUCAAUAAAAAUUAUUUGGCAAAAAAUAAAAACACUUGUGUUGCAUUUCAGAUCUAGCAAAUGUGGUAACUGAAAAUUUUAAAAAUCAAAAUCAACCAAAUGUAUCAGAAGAUAGCAAAGAUAUUAUACACAUCACAGAUUUCUUUUAAAAUGGAAAAAGUUCCAGAAAGAAACUACAGCUUAGAGCAGGCAUGGCCAAACUUGGCCCUCCAGCUGUUUUGGGACUACAACUCCCAUCAUCCCUAGCUAACAGGACCAGUUAUCAGGGAUGUUGAGAAUUAUAGUCCCAAAACAGAUGGAUGGCCCAGUUUAGCCAUGCCUAGCUAAAAGGGUAGGGAAUCUAAUUUGGGGAGGGUGGUCCAAAGUGCUACACUUGAAUAUUUUCUCCUGCUUAGGAGAAGUUUCAGUUGCCACCUUAGUUAUUAAUUAAAUAUCUAUCUCACCUUUCAUUGAUUUCAUGGUAUCAGAUCAGGUAAUAGCAAAAAAAAUAAUUAUAAAACAAUGGCCAGUAAAAUCAGCUCAAGCAAUUAAAACUUACCAAGUACAAGACAAUGAAACCUUCUAGCAGGAACCCACCAUUUGCUCCCCUAGAAAAGCCUGUUUGAAGGCCAAGGUUUCCUCUGGAAUGUCACCCCAUGAGGUUCUCAGCUCUGGUGCUGGGUAUAAAUACAUAUCAACCCCUCUCUGAUGCAUACACAAAAGUGCCUUGCACUCAUGCACAGGAGAAACUGGAGCCUGCUUUUAGUACUUGGCACUGAAAAGCUGCAAGCUUUACACAGGCUCCUUAAAUCCCAUUGAAGGAAAGAGAAUUUAACAGUCUAAUUGUGUCCAGGAGAGCUGCCAAAAGAUACAGUGAAGAGUUGGUAACAAAUGAAUAAUAUUUAUAUAGCAUCUAAAUACAGUGGGUAGGUACUUAAAAGUGAAGAAUGUGUAUGCAAGCAAAAUUGUGUGAUAGGAAAAGCUUGGUAUCGUGUUUUCCCCCUUUAAAAAAAAGAAAACUACAUUUCACCAAUACUCUUGAAUUAUUUAAGGAUAUUACCCUGUAUAUGGAACCAUGAGAAAAGCACUAUAAUCUUUUUUCCCCUUCUUUUUUUUACUCUGUUGUAACUCUGCAUUAGCUGGGAGGUGUUUAGGGAAUGUCAAGUCAUUGUGGGUUUUUCACUGAGACAUUAGCUUUAUGUGUGCAACUGUGAUAAUAAUGCUAAACAGAAAGCUCAGAACUAAUAGGAAAAUAGAAAUAUUAUGAACUCUUGCAAUAGUGUUAGAUAAAUUAAAUUAAAUGUGUGUGCAUUUACUAUAUAUAUAUUAGCACUGUCAAAAUCUUGCAUACAUCUAUUUAAAAAGCAAUACAGAACUAGAAAAAGUACAGAGGAGGCAAGGCAUAUAAAAAGGACUAGGAAUGCACAGUGGCUUUCACAUGAGGGGACACUUAGACAAAAUGAGAUUAAAAUGAUAUUAGAAGACAAUAUAACAGGUGCAAUUAAAGAUAACUAGUGCAAUUGGUUAAGAAGUCUUUCCUUGAAGUGUGAGCCAGACAUUUUAUGAAAUAAUGAUUGCACAAUUAUAUUUCCCCCUCAUUAAAUUAAGUGUUUUAGGAUGCUGUGUAAUCUGAAAGCAUAAGAACUUUUCCCCCCCUAAAAAAGUAGUAUAUAGUAGAAGAUUGAUCCAUCAAUGGCUAAUUGAAGCAACUUUGUGGUGCAGACCCACACAAGCUAUUAUUUCAAGCAAUUUCUUCACUGUAAAUGUGGAUGAGUAGCCUAUUUCCUAGGAUAAGCACAAUACAGAAUGCAAACCUCUGCAAAUUAAAAAUGGUGUAUAAAUACUAAAUAAAAUAGUCAUUGCUGGCCUUUAAUUGUUCAUUUCAUGCUCCAUCCGAAACUACUGGUAUUGGUCUCUGUUGGAGACAUAAUUCACUUAUGCCUGAGAGAUGACUUCAGUUGGGGAACAGGAGAUCAGGUGUUCUGGACUGUAUGUUCUAACAAAGCUGGAGUGCAUUCCUGUUUAUGAAUAGUAUAGGGAUUUAACCUGGAUCACUCACUAAACUAGUAGCAGAACUAGGCUAUUCUCUACAUAGGCCAAUACUUUUUGAAAGCACGGUGCCCUAUGUGGUCGUGCUAAUUAUAGUUCUGAGAGAAACCAAAUCCUGUUCCCUACAACAGAACAUUCUGAAUGUUCUGAAGAGGCAGCACUCACCAGUUAGAUGGAAGGUACUGUAUUAGCUGACUGGUAAGGAGAAUAUGUGGUUUGUAUAAAUGGUUACUUCAAAGCCUGUAAAUCAACCUAACAUUUGAAAAUGCAAUUCACUUAUUACAUUGUGUAUGUGCAGAAGAGGUAGUGAUACCUACUGUCUCUUACUAUUAAUCCGUGAUGCAGUGGAAUAAAGUAGCUUUUUAAAUCAAACAGUUAUGCAUCUAUCAAUGCUAUUGAUAGAUGUAUAACUGUCUGAUUUUUUAAAAUAAUAACCCAAUGAACAGCGUGCAUAUUGAGACAGUGAAUUCCAUAGAUUAUCUUUUUAUUAUGUAAAGACACAUUUUAUUUUGUUCGUCUUAAGCUUAUUGUUUAUUAUUUUAAUAGGAUGAAUAAAAUAUCUGUAUUAUGAGAAUGAAUGUUUGUAUUUACUGUUUCAAUAACACUUUUGAUUUUUUAAAAAAACCUCUUUCACUUUUCUAUUAUCUAAACUUUUUAUUAAGAACAACAUAAGAACUUAAGAAGAGCCCUACUGGAUCAUUUUAUAGGCCUGUCUUCUCCAGCAUUCUUUUUCUGCACAGGCCAACCAAAUGCCUAUUGGGAACUCUACAGACUGGAAAUGUGGGCAGCAUUCCUCAUAGUGCCUCUGAAUCUGUAGUAUAUAGCCAUCAUGAUGGGUGGUGCUGUGGGUUAAACCACAGAGCCUAGGACUUACCGAUCAGAAGGUCGGCGGUUUGAAUCCCCGCAACGGGGUGAGCUCCUGUUGCUCAGUCCCUGCUCCUGACAACCUAGCAGUUCGAAAGCACGUUAAAGUGCAAGUAGAUAAAUAGGUACCGCUCCAGCGGGAAGGUAAACGGCAUUUCCUUGGGCUGCUCUGGUUUGCCAGAAGCGGCUUAGCCAUGCUGGCCCCAUGACCCGGAAGCUGUACGCCAGCUCCCUUGGCCAAUAAAGCAAGAUGAGCGCCGCAACCCCAGAGUUGGCCACGACUGGGGUCCCUUUACCUUUACCUUUAGGCAACCUAGUCCUAAUAUAUUAAAUAUAUAUUAAUAUAUUAAAGCUUUUGUUCUUAAAGAAUAUGAAAAAAAUCAGGAUUGGAUUCUUACUUUGAUUGGUUUGGAUCUUUUGGCAUUGGGAACCCAUACGCACAGGCUGCUUAUUGUAUCUCCUUGAAUGAAACACAUUAUAUUCUAAGAAGCAAUACUUAUCUGAAUACAUACUGAAGAUUGUAUGAGUAGAAGGAAGAACUGUGUUUUCCUACUGUCUCAGGGAUUUGCUCUCUUCUUCCUUAUCUAACGUGUCUGAUGAAAAACAACUUAACAUGAUGAAACAUCUGUAAUUGCAGAUUCAUUUAAACCAGAAGAAAUAAGGAACCAAUUAGUUGGUUACAUUUUGUGCGUGGGAACCAAUUCCUGAUUAUAAAAGACACUAGUAGAACAUAUAACAGCCUUUGCCUGAAAAAUACACUUGGACGGCAAGUGCUUCCUCCUCCUGUUUGCAUAUGUAAUACACUGGAACCCAUUACCUUGGUUAUCUUAAAUUUAUAUGUAUCCACACCAAUCCUGCAUUAUUUAUCUUUUCCUAUCUUACUGUAAUGCUAUAUCAAUUUCACUUUACUGAGACAUCUGUUAUUCUUUGGUGUUUGGAAUGUCCCUUAUGCUACUUGCAUAAAUGAGGCUGAACUAUUGUUUGCCAGUCCCCCGCCCCUUUUGCUUGUUGUUUUGCUUAAAAUGGAAAACCACAUUAAUGUAAUCAAACUUGUGUUCUCUAUAUAUUUUCACAGACUUCAACAAGAGCUGGAGGCACUGAAAACAAGCUGGGAUUCUCAAGUAGCUCAGAUAUCCAGGGAGACAGUUUCAAAAGACCUUCAGAUUCAAGCACUGCAACAAGAAGAGGUGAAGCUAAGAGCACAGCUGUCUAGCAUACUGCAAGAUAUUGAAAGGUGAGUGACUUUGUGAGCUGGUUAAACCAGUGUUUUCUCAGGAUCUUUCUUCGUGAUCGAUCUUGGCCUACAACCAGCCACAUUUGGCCCACAGGCCAGAGAUUCCCCAUUCCUGCUUUAGAGAAUUUGAUCCUUAUGGAGAGUGCAACACUCUCCAGAACAGGCUGAACACCAGUCAUUUGGACAGAUCAACUGCCUACUAACAGUACCUCUCUUGCUGAGCUUCAGUUUGUUAACCCAUGUCCAGUCCAUUACGUCAACUAGUCACUGAUCUAAUGCACCCACAACCUCACCUGGUUUUGAUGAAAAAGGAUACAAGAGUUGCAUGUCAUCUGUAUGUUGAUUAUAAUACACUUGAAAUCCCUGAAUGACCUCAUUUAGCCAUUUCAUGUAGAUGUUAAACAGAAUGAGGGGAAGCAUGAGACUUUGUGGGAUCCUGAAAUGUGACUGCCACAGGGCCCAGCAGAACUCCCCCAGCAAUGUUUUCUGGAAAUGACCAUCUAGGCAGGAACAGAUGCAAUACUGCCCAUGUCCAAUACAGAUGGAAGUUCCAGAAUGAUCAUGGUUGAAGGUAUUGAUAACCCGAGAGCCCCUGUUAGAUCCAGGUGAAUUUACUGGGUAUUCAUACUCUCCCAUCUCUCUCCUGAUAGAGGUCAUUCCACAAGCAACCAAGGCAAUGCCAGCGCCAAAAUCAGGCCUAAAUCUCAGUUGAAAUGGAUCUAGAAAAUCAGUAUCAACCAAAGGCAGCCACAACUCAUUUGAGUACUUGGUCCAGGAAAAAGAUGUUUACCACUCCCCUACAGUUGUUAAUUCCUCCUAGUUCUGAGAAAGGUCUUGUCAGGAAGGGUUGCACUACCACUUGCUUUAAGGGGAUACUGUUUAUUUUGGAGCAAAACCUGCUUUUAACGCUAGAUGGUCCAGCCUCAACUGAGAGAGACAGAUAAAGGACCUGGGGCAGGCAUGUGCCCGUAAUGCUGUGGAUGAUUCGCACAUCAAUAAGAUGGAUGGUCUUGCUUCUGAUUCUCUGCUGUCACUUUGCCAUGGGAGGAGAUCAUAUAGGUUCAUCCUUGUGUUUGCCCUUCACUCACAGAAGGAAAACCCAGGGCAAACUAAACUCCAUAUGAGGCUGUGCGAAUGGUACUGACCGUCUAUCUUAAGGUCUGCUGACCUUUCAAGGCAGAAGGGAAAAAGAGAGGCAGGUGCACUGUCUGACAUAAUAUUGGUGACUUCUGGCUCUCUGCCCACAGACAACUCAGGGGAGAGGGGGUAGGGGCUGACUCAUGGCAUGUCUUGCAGUGCUUUUAGCUCCCUGACAUUUUUCUGCCUUAGAGAGCCAGUCGGCUUUAAGACAGAAGAAAGCAAGAGCUGAGCAUGCAGGUUGACAUGAAGGCAAGCAUGCUCACUGAUGUGCUAUGGCUGUGGGCAACCAGCAAUUGGUCUGCUAACCACCCUGAUAUUAAAAUGGGUGGUCACAUGAGUAUUAAGAUCAUCCAGUGAUUAAGUGAUCCAGAAAACCAGUGUGAUAUAGAGGUCAGGGUGUAAGUCUAGUACUGGGGGAAAUUAGGUUCAAAUUCAUACUCAGCCAUUUACUACUAGUAGUAUUAGUACAGCAUUGGUAUUAGUACAAUAUUAGUAUUAUUUGUUCUUUUAUUUAUUAGAUUUAUUCAUCGCUUUACACCAGAGUUUCAAAGAGACUUAAACAGUUCAGUAACAGUGACCUGGUUUGCAAAUCAUGCUAAGCCAGCUAUGACUUAGUGUAAACAUGUAAGCAUGUUUGGCUUAGCAUGGUGUCUAUACCUGGGAUCAUGACUGAACUCUCUCCAGACCAGCCACAUCCCCUCCAGGAGAUCACAUCUUCUCACUAAGCAACAAUUUGGCUUAGGGUGCUAUACAUACCAGGCCAGUAGAAUAAAUAUAAAAAAUAUAAAACAUUAGAUACUCAGCUGGACCACUACAAGUUAAUGGACAAUAAUCAAACCCACCACCCCCAACAAUGUAAGUGUAGUCCCCAGUAAAAAUUAAUUAACCCAAAAAAUUCCAUAACAGCAGAACUAGAAAUGUUAACAACUGAAGACCUGAAAGAAAAAUAAAGGUUUUUGGUGCAAAAAAUAUGUUUAUGUAAGUGCCAGGCAACCCUCUUUAGGGAGAGCAUUCCAUAGACAGUGGCACUACCACAGAGAAGGUUCUGGGGCUUAUAGACACCCACUGAACUUCUGUCUAAUGGUGAUCUCACACUUUGCUGUAUCUGGCUGCUUAUGGACUGGGGUUCUUGCCUUAUAUGCUGCACACCUCAGUUGUAAAGGGUUAAAAUUGUUGAAUAUUUUGUGACAUUAAAAUAUAAAUGUUAAAUUCAUCCCCCCCCAUUAUUAUUAUUUUUUAAAAAAUUUCUCUUCAUUUCUCCCUGUCUUAGGUAUAAAAAGCAGCUCUCAUUAGCAGCUGAGAGAGAAGAGAUUCUGGAAAGGGCUAAAGUGCAAAUAGUCCUGGACUGGCAGCGGCGUUACGAGAAUGCUGAAAGGAAUCAAUAUCAGAAAUCAGAGGCUCUAAUACAGAGCCUGUCAACAGCUAGGGACCAGGUCAGAACUGCGUCACAUUUGCUUAGCAGCUUAGCACAGAGCAUUAGCAGAGGCAUAUUUCAUGAGGGGAGAUUUUAUACCUUUGGACUUGUCAUUCUUUUGUGCUUCUAGCAAAUAUUUGAGGGGUUCUACCAUACCCAAGGAGUUGGCACUCUCUUCCUGUAACAUAUUCAGUCUGUGCUGACCCAGAUAAUGCACGAAAGUGGUUCAGUUUUUAAAACUUAGAUAAAUAGCACCAAGCUGAUCUCAGUAUAGUACUAGCUGGCUCUUUGCAUGAGGAUUAUUUCUGCUUGCAGGUGAGAGUGGAGGUAGGUGAGGAGGAAAGAAGGAGCAACAUAAGAUACAACACAGGAUGGAAAAACUAAGCUACAACUUUAUUGGAUGCAGUUUGCAGGUGGCAAGGCAAACCUAUGUGGGGCUGCCCUUGGGCCCAGUUCAGAGGCUCCAGCUGGUGCAAAGUGCUGGACUGUUGAUGUGGACAGUCAGCUGCCAGCACAUAACUCCAGUGCUCAAAAGCUUGCACUGGCUGCCCAUACCUUGCUGGACCAGGUUCAGAGUUCUAACAUUAAUUUACAAGGCUCUUAACAACUUGGAUCCUGGAUAGCUGAAGGGCUGCCUGAUUCGUUAUAUCCCUGCCUGGACACUAAGGCCCACACCUGACUGUUAGGAUUCUUUUCCUGUGCUUGAAGUCAUGGGAUUGUUUUUAUCACAUGACUGUGUAUGUUUUCAUUCCACAUAGUGGGAAGUGACGGAGACAGGAUGUUUGUAUUACUGUGUUCCAUGAUGUAGGACGUUUGUUCCUUUGUUCUUUCUCUUUGCUGACUGAUGCUGAAGAGAAAGAAGCUGAGUUGCAAUGCUCCAAGUGUAUAUAUGUAAAUAAACGUAGUCUAGCCAAAGUGCUGCGCUACUGAGUCUGUCACGCGAACUGCCAACACUCUGCUAGUCCUAAAGUGUGCUGGUGCCUCUUGGUAUAAGUCUCUGUGAUGUUCGGGCUAGAGAAAGCUUUUGAGUCUCCCAAACGACAGACCAGGAGGGAGAGAACAUGCCAGCUGGGCAUGUGUCUCUGCCAGGUUCCUACUCACGUGUAGGACGCUCCUGACACUGACAUCAUAUAUGAUUGGCAAGUGCUUGGAAUGUGAAUGUGGCUUGUGGGACAAAUAGGGUGGGCCUAAUUGGGCCUGUGGACCAGAGAUUCCUCACUGCCUCUAUAAGGAAUACGUCUUGAUGAAUAGCCCAUUGCCAAAUUUUAUCUUGGAUAAAUGGAAGUGAAUUGUUUACUGAUUUAACAAGGGCAUGUUCUUUCAUUUUUGGAAAGCUCUUCCACAAUACUUUCCAUUCACAAUGUAGAUGGUCACUCUGGAUUGAGUUUAAUUCAAAGGGUAAGGGAGAUUAAACAGUAUGCUGUCUGAUGGCAAUAAAAUAAUAUUGAAGGUACUAGAAGCUAGGGGAGUGUUCUUUUCUAAGAACGUCUUCUCAAGUUGCCAUCAUUUUGUUUUGCAGGUUACUGCUGAAUUACAGGAGAAGGAACAGAAAUUGCAUGAAAUGGAAAUGGUCCUUUCUGCUGUAACACUUGAGAGGGACCAAGCUGUUCAGGAACUUCGAAAGCAUGGUCACACGCCAAAAGGAGUGAAACAGGUUAAAAUUACUUAAUUUCUGUUCCUUAAACUGAACUAAUCCUAAAACAACUCACUUUAUGGUCAGGGCUAGUUCUGUGAGAGAAGCCAUUUUUUUUAUUUAGGCUUUUUAUUUAGGUUUUGUGAUCAAGGGCACACAGUUUUUUUCGGACCCUUUGGAUAUGAGAACAACCUCAACAGUGACAAAAUACAGUGAAACCAUUUCCACAUGGGGUUGGCAUGCAGCUUUCAUGUCACACGCAGUGGUGGCUGGUGCCAGUUGGGACUCAUAGAGCAGAAGGCAGGGAGAGCAGCAAUAGCCAGUGACAGGAGGAGCCAGCUAUUUCUAGUUUUCUCUUCAUCCUCCUCGCUGCUGAGUUCUACAAGGGCAAAACUUGGAUUAAGGAGGAAGAAGCUAAGAGACAGUGCUACCCCCUGGACAGUUGUAAGUAGGAAAUCAAGCAGGUAGGGGCUGGUGGAUAGCGGAUAUAUUGGUGGGUCAGUGCUUAAUUUGUCCUAACGGAGCACUGGCCAUAUGUUAUAUAUCCACAUAUUUGCAUUUCACUGCAUCUGCAGACAUUGGAAAGUCAUGACGAGACAUGGCUUUCCAAUGUACAUGCACUAUGUGUACAUGCAAUAAAGCACACACUCUCCACAGCUGCUAACUUAAAAGAAUGAUUGUGCACUGUUUCCUGUGCAGGAGUAUUUCCAAUGUGGGAAUUGUGCAGCAUUGGAUGCAGCCUUGAGAGAAUUUUUAUAAGACAAUGCAAAGUGGACAGGAAGUCCUGGUGCCCUUACGGUCUAAGCAAAGCAUUAAAAGGGGGAGGUUUUGUAGCCUCUUGUUCUGAAUAAGGAUGAAUUCAAGAUGGAUUUUUUUUCUAGUAGAUUUAUUAUUUUGCAUGGUUAGAGAAGCAAUUGCAGUUUAAAGUUAAUUUAAGCAAUUGUUCAGCAAUUUCUGAAAAUGUGAUUGCAGAGCUAGAUUAUUGCUAAUUUUUGGCAUCUCCUGCUUUUAAUCUUGCAUGUAUUUGGUGUUGUGGUUGCUUUUGAAAGGCUUUGCAUUUCCUGAUAUAAGCUGAAGGAGAGUAGCUUUUUUAUUAUUUGCAGAGUCAUUCUUGCUACCCUCUGCCCUUGAAGAUUGUAGUGUGUGAGUAACUGGCUCUAGUGCCGUUUAUGUACAACCAAAAUAGAAAGUGGCCUGAAAUCUCUCUGCAGAGCUUCCUCCUUAAAUAAUGUAGUGGAUAGUGCUACAGUCAGUUAUCAGGGGAUGCUUUCUAUUUUGGAGUGGUAUGUAGGAAACAUGUUGAGGAGUCUACGCCAGCAGAUCCAAAAGAUUAUGAACUUUCUUUUUCUUUUCUUUUUUAUAUUUAUUAAGUUUCCAUUUUAUCACAUUUAAACAAAUCCUUAUUAUACUCAUUACAUAUUUGCUCAAUCGAACUUUGACUUCCCUCCCUUCCGUCUCAUGGUUUCCAUAAUACAUUAUUACUUCAUAGCAUUUAUACAUUUUCCCAUUUAUGUUUCACUUCUUCUGUUAAUCACAAAUUUUAAAAUAAACAUAAAAAGGUACAAAUUCUUAACCUUGCAAGUUUUCUUACAACAAGCCUGCUACUGUUGUUAAUUGUUUACAAUUGUCCUUCAGAUAUUGUACAAAUUUACUCCAGUCUUUUUGGAAAGCUUAUCUCGCUGGUUUCGGAUUUUCUCGGUUAGCCUUGCCAAUUCUGCAUAGUGCAUCAUCUUCAUCUGCCAGUCUUCUAGCGAUAGAAUUUCCUGUUGCUUCCAUUUUGGGGCUAAAAGAGUUCUUGCUGCUGUUGUCGCAUACAUAAACAGUUUUAUAUCUCCUUUGGGAUCUCAUUCCCUACUAUACCUAACAGAAAUGCCUUUGGUUUUUCACAAAUGGACUUUUAAACAUUUUAAACUCAUUAUAUAUAAUUUCCCAGGAAGCUUUUACCGUACUACAAGUCCACCACAUGUGAUAAAAAUCCCCCUCCUUUUCUUUACAUUUCCAACAUUCCUUAUUUUUCAAUCAAGUUUUAUUGAAAGUUUUCAACAUAAAAUACAAUAAAAGCCAAACUAAUCUAUAGAAAACAGAUAAAAAAGAGUAAAGAGAGAGAAUAGAAAAGAAGGAAGGAAAGGGAGAGAAAAUAAUGGAUACAACACCCUCUAUCACAAUUAUAUAUUAAGCCUUAUUCCACACACACAUUCCACACAGAAGGAUAAACGCUCCCAUCUCUCACCUGGCAGCUUCCCCCUCUUUCCCCAGCCUCCCAGCCUGGGAGAUCCUCUCUGCUCUGCCCUCACAAAGGACCCUUCAUCUUCCAUUCAUCACCUUCCUGGGUGUAUCUUCCUUAAUCCAAAAUAAACUUUAUAAAUUUUUUUUGAGGAAUUGCCUAGAAAAGAAAGUAUACUUACACUGCUGUAUGAAACAGUACACAAUGGCCACAUUCACAUGUUAUACUAACUCAGUCUAUAUAAGUUUUUUUUUUUUUAAAUCACAAUGUAGAUGAGCAGUUGAGUGGGGGACGAAGCCACAGAACAGCUGGAUUAGGGUUACAUCUGAACCAGCACUGAUGGUUUGUUUCUCUCUAAACAAACUCUGAUUUGAAGAGGGGAAAGUAUUCCUCCACCCCUUGACUUCCUGAUCAUAAACAAACCAUAGGCUUUGUUUUGAAUGUAACCCUAAAACAGUCACCCCAUGGUUUGUUUUCCCAUUCAGCUAAGGUAGGAGCAAAGCAGGAAAGCUUGGCUGCACAUGCACAUUAUAGUAAAAAAUACCCCAGCCCUCCAAUCUGCUGUGCUUGGUGUUAACUACUGAAUUAGCAUUAUUUUUUAUCUGGCCAGUGUCUGGAUAGCAUAAUACAUAUAUUUUAGAAGGGCUAGAGGGAUUAUUUCAUGGUCCAGAAUGAGCAGAUGAAAUAUAAAAGUAUAAUAUGAAAACAUUCUUGGGGAAAUGACUUCUGGCCAAAUAAGAAAGCAAUGCGCUGUUAACAUUUAUUUAUUUUUGGGGAGGAGGGGUAACAGUUCCAUGACCGCUUACUAUGUUGGUAGGAAGACAAGUGUGAGCAGUCAUGAAUUGCCCUAGCAGUAUGACUAAGUAGACAAUGGUAUGUGUCAGGGAACUGACAUCGGAGCGAGAGGUGAAGGGGAGGCUCCUAGAUGAUGCUGGAGAAGGACCCAGCAGCAGGGGGAGAAACAGCUCAGUGGAAGGGGAAGCAUUUAAGCGCAACACCAGGGAUAAAGGGGGGCAGAUGGGGGAAUCGGAGAGAGGGCUCCAGGACUCUUCACUGGAACUCAGUGAGGAGGGGACAGGUCCUCCGCUACCCACGCCCUCCCUGCGCAGAAGACUCCCGCGCAGUGAGAGGAGGAGGAGACUGGGUGUCAGACAACUUUUAUGUUGGAAGAGGUUCAAGAAACGCCCACUGACGGAUUCUGCCAGCGACUGAGGCAGUCACAAUUAGAAAGGGCUGUUCGGUCAGAAAGGUUUAACAAGGCAAAUUAGCCUAGAGAGGCACCAGUUUAUGCACGAGUAACUCAUACUCAUCACAGUAUGUUAUACUAACUACAACAAAAGAACACCAGAAAAUAAUGUGAAUACAUUUGCUGGUUGAACUUAGAAUGUAGCCUAAAUUCCCCCAUGCAUAGUGUCUCUGGCUACAAAAUUUUCAAGCAUGAGUUCCAUGUUAAAAAAAAAAGCAAAUAUAGAAAUUCAUAGGUAGUUUUAUGCCUACAGUUUUCUAGUGCUGUACAAAGAUUAAAAAACAAAAAUGUUUCCUGUCCACAGACUUACAAUGUAAUAGACAUAGAAUCAUAGAAUUGUAGAGUUGGAAGGGACCUUGAGGAUCAUCUAGUGACACCCCUGAUACAAAAGGAUAAAGGAAAGGAAAAGGAAAACAAGCAAGUGUUGUAGGUCAAAACUGGUAGAAGAACAAAUGCAUUUCCAUGAGUAAUACAGAUUCCUCAUUGUCGUGUGCAGAGGUCUAAUGAAUGCCUAAAAGCUAUAUUAUGUUUUCUUCUUGGUGGUUUGACAGCUUGCCAACCUAUUUUUGUAGCAUAUUUGACUCCAACAUGAUUCUGUAAUAAAGGGCUAGUCAUUUGUAUCUAUAUCAAAUAACUCUGUAAUUCACUUUGGUUCAGCAGGACACCUUGAGAACACCCAUUUAAAGGCCUUUAUACACUUAGUGAAUACCAGACACAUAUUUACUGAAUAAAAAUUAUGGUCACCUGAAUUUAUACAGUCAUCAAAAUAUAUGCACAUUCAUCUAUGAAAUAUGAGCAGUGAUUUAGCAUUAUCGUGAUAUGCCCUUGUGUGAAUUGUACUGAUAUGUGAUUGGAUCCUGAUAACAAAAAGUACUCUUUCUCUUAUCCAUCUGAUCUUAAGGGGCAGGAUGGAAGUUCUAUACAAGGGUAUGAGAUUGGAACGGGCUGGAUGUGACUGAACAAGCUGAAACUAAAUCCAGAAAGGUGGAUGUACAAGUGGUUGGGGCUCCCUUUUGAUCCCAAUUCAAGCUGUUGUUAUUAGCCAUUAAAGCCCUAAACCUUCUGAGACUAGACUAUCUGACAAAUUGCCUCCAGCCACAUGAGCCCGUUUAUGCACUAAAAUCACCAUCAUUCUGAAGCUAUGCUCAGUGUUUCCCUGCCAACUGAAGUAUGGUGGCUGAGCACUGAAGACAGGGCCUUUCCAGUCACAACACCCAAAACUGUGCCAUGCCCUCCUGAAGGAGGCCUGCUUGGGCCCCUCAUUUCUUGCCUUUCAAUAAGUAGCAAAUACUUAUUUCUUGCAGCAGCUGUUUGACUUCAAGUUGCUGUCAGCUUUGAUGUUCAUCUUGGAGGUUUGCUCAUUUCCCAGUUCUUGCUCAUGCUAAGUACAGCAGUGCCAGUGAGCUAGAGCUAGUGACCAAAGCCUGUUUAAAUCCUCAGUGCUGUGCUCUGUUUUUACCAUGAUUGCCAUCUGUAAUAUCAAUCCCUACACCAGUUUUAAAUCUGUCUUGGCAUAUGAAUGACUGAGAAAUGUCAUACUAUUUCCAAGUAGAUAGGCUCUGAUCUUUUAGUGAUCGUAUGGCUUUCACUGAUAAUGACCUUUUUCUGCACACAGUAGCUAAGUGGUACUGUAUUGCGAAAGACUAUUUUGAAUGUUGAAUGAUGAUAGAGGUGUAUUUGCUGCACUCUAGUGGUUGGUACCUGUUCAAAAUACAAAUAUCCAUCCUGUAAAUCCGGAAAGUGUUCGAAAAGGUGGUCAGUUUGAAUGAUUUCAUAAUACAGGAACUUCUUCCCUAUUCGGAUCCAGCUGUCUUCCACACAAUUUCAUUCAGGCAUCACCUUAAAACUUUUUUUUCUUUGCAGGCACAGUAAGGGUGGCUCUGUUUGAUAUAAUUAUAUCACUGAUGGUUUUACGCUUUAAUAAUUGUAUUUCAGAUUAUAUUUUCUAUUUUGUUUUUAAUGUUGCUCAACAAGAACAACAUUGUGGUGUUGUGUUGUGUUGUGGUGACAUCUGGUAUAAGGUUACCAGAUUUUUUUCAAUGAAUCUGGGGACACUUUUCAACUUCAAUGGAUUUUGUAUGCGGACUGAUUUGUAAAUCCGGGGACUGUCCCCGGGAAAUGGGGACGUCUGGUAACCUUAAUCUGGUCAUCAUAUUGCACAUACUCAGCAUGUUAAAUGGUGCUCAAAGGGCAUUGGUAGGGUUGGGAACAAAACACACUUUGGGGCCUGCUCUCUGACAUGUUUAUUCAGCUAUCAUCAACAUUCAAAACAGUGUCCUACAACAUCUCUUUCCUAUUGUGUGUGAAAAAGGUCAUUGUUGGUGAAAUAUGUAUGAGCUCCACAAGAUGAGAACCUGUCUAUACAACAUAAAUUGGUUGGAGUUGUGGUCAGCUCACCUUGCUAUCAAAUACUUUGCCGAAGAGAUAGACCUCAAGAAUGUUAUCUUGCUCAGUACCAGCACAAAAGUGUAUUUGAACCACCAGGGCAGGUCACAGGUUUCUAGAUAGGGAGGCAGAGGACCUCUUCUGUUGAGCCGGUCAAUCUCAAAUCAUUCAUUCAUAGCACAGCAUAUCAAGGGGGAUGACAGUCAGACAGAAGAUUAUCUAAGCACACGCCUUCUGCCAACUCCAUUCCACCAGCACCUCUUGGGAUCCAAACCAAUAUACUACCCUGAACCUGUGGGGCUGCUGUCAUGUAACAUAUUCAAGUUGUCAUUCAAAUCAUUAAUGCAGCUUCACAAGUCUUAGAGCAGUACAGUUCAUCAUACAUACUUUGCAGCAUUGGUCCUUUUUCUACUGUGCACAUGGCAGACUAUUAUAAUUAUUUUUCUUUAAGAUACUAUGCUUUCUUGGUGCAUUUUACUUGCGUGCUUGAGUCCUUUCAGGGUGUAAUUCUUGUUUGUUUCUUUAAUUGUUUGGUUACCAUGCAGGAUACUGUAGGAACCACUGAACUAGGUUUUCCUUCUGCUGAUAUGAAGAGGUUACAAGAGCAAAACAGUACCUUGCGAUCUGUUAUUGCAGAAAUGAGGAGAGAAAUGGAGACCCUUAAUAUUCAGGCACUUUCAUCUGACCAAAGCAAAAUGGAAGCACAAGAUGCUGGUAAGGCUGAUGCUACUGUAGUUUCUUGUACUGCUGGUAAUGUUGAUUGGGUUAAAUAUUAACUGCAGAGUGUAUAUGCCCAUUUCUAUACUUUUCUUUUAACAAGCGCUUCCCUUCUCCUAGCACUCAUCAUCUUCUUAACAUAAAUGUUUAUAUUCAUAUUUCAGUUGUCUCAUACAUUUCCGCUAAUGAAACAUACAAGGCAUUCUCAAAGAUCUUCAAUCCAUAGCAAAAAGUUACCAUGAUCAUAUGAUAGAUAAAAAUCAAAGCUACAUUUGAACAAAUGGGGAUCAUUGCAGUUACAUUUUGAGGGCAGGAUCAGCACAGCCAAAACUAAUGUUUUACUGAGACAGUAUAGUUACAGCAAAACAUUCCUAUGAGAAUAAAUCCUAAAGUUAUAAAAAAAAGUGGGGAAAGUGAAAAUCAUUUGAUAAAAUGGCUUUCAGUUCUUGCACAAACAAUUACACAUCUUGCACAGUAUUACACAUUUGCAACUGUGUAAACUGAAAGAGACAGCAAGAUUGAUCUUGCUUUGCUGUAAUCCCACAUCAGGCACUUUAUUUAAAGGCUGCCUAAAUAUUAAGAACAGUAUCAAACUUAAAUUACACUAGCUUAAUCAUGACCACCAAAAGCCAGGCCAGCAUUGGUUCCCGUAGCUUCAAGACUUUUAAUGGAUGGGAAGCCGUAUACAUGUACCAAGUUGGUGAACUGGUAGAAUAAUUAAGAGGGACCACCUGCUGAUAUAGUGCAGGCUUUCUUUGGAGUAUGCCCUGUCCUUCCCCUUGGAAUGAUGCAGCUGCUAUAUGCUAGCCAGGGCUGGCCCUACCAUUAGGCAUUCCUUGGGGAAAGUAAUUCUUAUUUGCACACACAAUGAGCCUUUGAAUACUUUAUUCACACCUGCAAAGUACCUGGCUGAGAUAGUUGUCUUUAUUUUUUGCAGACUAUGUUAAAUCCUUGGAAGAGGAGAUCAGAGUAUUGAAGAACAAAUGUGAAGACAUGGACAAACAACAUGAAGAUGCACCUGAAGUUCAUGGAAAGUUAUCUGUAUCUUCUCUGAAAUCAUCCAGUUGUGAUAAAAAUACUCAGACUUCCUACCACAUUACCAUUGGACAAGACAGUAAGAGAAACAUGUUAACAGAUCUGCUUAAAAUAUGAUAAAUUUCCUAAAAGAGAGUUUUACUUCUGUCAAAGAAAAUUCAUGAAAACAGUGUUUGGGUCAUCGUUUUGUAUACAUGUGGAUCACAGUGUUCAUGCUUUUUUUCUUCAUGGAAGAACUUUCCAUGUGCGAAAGCCACCUUUUGUAGCCCUGGAAGGUCAAUACAAUUUCCUUCUAAAAACAGUAUGCUGAUUUGUUUUAUACCGUAGAAUUUAUACACAGGUCCUGAAAUAUCAGGGAUAUGUGUGUGAAAUUAUUGAUAUUUUCUAAACCCAGUUUUCCUUGCAGCCAUUUUAUUUCCCUGUAAAUAAACCGUAUGAUUAUUCUGAUAGGUAAAUUUCCUUGAUAUUUAACAGAAUAAUCAAACAGCUUUUCACAAUAAUGGACCUGUUUUUCUUUACCCUAAUACUGUAUAUAUAUGGCAUGUGAACAGGAAAGACAUGUUUAUGGUAAUAUUUAGCAUUCUGCACCAACUCAGCUUGCUGCCUGCUUUAUCUGCUCUUUGUUUUUCAGGUACAUUGCAUCCAGAUGAAGUUACUACCAAGAAUUCUUUGGAAAGGCAAAGCAUAAAGAAAAAUCCUCAGAUGGAUUCAGUGAGAACACAAGAAACACAAGUGGUAGGAAAAUGCUGAAUCUUUGUGCUCUUAUGAUUAUAAAAUAAUGUUUUCAAGGGAACAAAGUUAUAAUAGCCAAUCAAUGGUUGGGAAUAUGGGCUUCUUUUAUUCGUAAUAAAGCUAGUACUUAGUUUUUUAUAUAUUUGCUGUAAGAAGCAUCAUAUUCUCUGGUCACAGCACUCUCUCAUACAGUGGUACCUCGGGUUACAAACUUAAUUUGUUCCGGAGGUCCGUUCUUAACCCAAAACCAUUCUUAACCUGAGGCGUGCUUUCGCUAAUGGGGCCUCCUGCUGCUGCCACCCCGCUGCUGCACGAUUUCUGUUCUCAUCCUGAAGCAAAGUUCUUAACUUGAGGUACCAUUUCUGGGUUAGCGGAGUCUGUAACCUGAAGCAUCUGUAACCUAAAGCGUCUGUAACCCAAGGUACCACUGUAUAUAUAUAUGGAGAGAGUAAUAUAAUUACAAACAAAAGACACCAUCAAAUUAGUAGCUAACUUUUAGAAACGUGAUUUCUCUUCUCAUCCAGGGGCAAAGUUCUCAACCCGAGGUAACUCUUCCAGGUUAGUGGAGUUUGUAACCCGGUGUUUGUAACCCAAAGUGUUUGUAACCUGAGGUACCACUGUAUUUUAAUCUAAAAGUUAGAAUCUGUACUUAUCCAUCAACUUCCACUAGGAGGCACUGUAACUCUAUGUAUCACAGUUAUUCCAGUCUACCCUAGUACAUGAAUGACUAUCAUAAGAGGGCUGGUCUAAUUUAACUGAUACUGGUUGCAAAGGAGAAUAGCUUGUAUUAUUCCAUCAUACUGUGGGGGAUGAAUCAUUUGGCUAAAAUUGCAGCUAUUCAAUCUGAAAGGGAUAAGAUUUAUCCUACUUUACUAUAUUCCCAAGUAUUUUUUCCACAUCAGACACCUCCAGUUUUACAUAAUGUCAACCACAGUAUCAAACUUGAAUCAUACCAGCCUAACCAUGGCCACCAAAUGUCGGGCCCAAAAGGACUCACUUAGCUUUGAGAUUUUCCAUGGAAGAGAAGUCACCAGUAGUGCUUCUCUGCACAUCCUUCAUGAACCAAGUUGGUGAACAGGUGGAAUAAUUAAGAGGGGUCCCAUGCUCUCAGGGGAGAUAAGAGAUCACAAUGAGGUAUAGAUUUACAGGCCUCAAGCUAUUUGGAAUAUUUAGCUUAGAGGCAGCACGUUGCAUUUUGUGUCCAGAAGGCUCAGGAACCAGCAUUGGAGAUGAAAUGCUGAUACAGUGCAGGUUUGCUCAGGAGUGUGUCUUUAUUGGGAUGAUGUUUCUGCUGUAUACUAGUCAGGACCGGCUCUACCAUUAGGCAGAGUAAGGAGGCUGCCUCUGGUGGCAGAUGCUGGGUGGGGUGGGAAGCAGCAGCAAAGUGCUGGGGGGCAGAGAAGAAGAAGAAGAAGAAGAAGAAGAAGAAGAGGAGGAGGAGGGGGAGGAGGAGUUUGGAUUUGAUAUCCCGCUUUAUCACUACCCGAAGGAGUCUCAAAGCGGCUAACAUUCGCCUUUCCCAUCCUCCCCACAACAAACACUCUGUGAGGUGAGUGGGGCUGAGAGACUUCAGAGAAGUGUGACUAGCCCAAGGUCACCCAGCAGCUGCAUGUGGAGGAGCGGAGACGCGAACCCAGUUCCCCAGAUUACGUGUCUAUCGCUCUUAACCACUACACCACACUGGCUCACAUAACUUACCUAUUGUUUGCCCUCUAAGCUAGCCUUAGUAAUAUUCAGCUGCCCAUCUAGUCAUUCUCUAUACAUGGAAUAGGAAGAGGUGCCAUUUUGUCCUUCACUUCAGGCAGCAAAAUGUCUUGGGCCAACUCUGACCCUGGCAGAUUAAGGAGCAAUCAGUGCUGCAUGGGGUCUCCCCAUUUCAGAGGGCUAUAGAGUAGAAGUAGCCUCCAAAGUGGUGGCUUCAUUUCUCAAGACACUCUUCAGCACUUCUCAUGGCACACAUUUUGGGAUUAGUAUAGGAAUUUCAUUUUUGUUUUGGUUCAUACAACACACUAUUUAAGACUGCAAUCUUUUUAUGCUAGCUGUCAUUUGGGCAUAGAUUUUAUUCAUUAUAAUGGAAUAUAUAUCCUGCCAAAAAUUCACUUCAUUUAUUUUGAUCCUUGUCAUUUAUUCUUCUAGAAUUUAGUGACCAGGAAGCUUCAGGAGGACUCUGUACAUCUCAGGCAACAGUUAUUUGGCAUGGAGGCUGGUGAUGGACCCCAUCAACUUAUAGGAAACCAUGCACAAGUGAGGCAAGGUAGAUUGAAGGAAGCUGUGAGAAAGAUCUGCAGUUUGAGCAAAGAGAAGCAUCAGCUACUAGAGAUGGUAAACAGACUAAGAGCAGAACUUGGAGCAGCUUCAAAGGAAGGUAAUCUCAUUAAGGUAGAAGGAUCUUGGUUCUUUUAUGAGAAAUUUAGCUUCCUGAGAUUGAGAACAGUAGGAAACUGAAGUGUUGUCUGUAGGCUCUUUGCUGAGAUUAAGAAAUCCCAGUUAUCACUUGAGAAUGAAGUACUAGUAAUUAAGUUGCGCCAAGUAUUGAAUAUGGUAGAAAAGCAUGAACAGAGUAUUUGUUUCUUACUCUUGGCUUUGGAAACCUUCAGUACUGGCACUGAAAGGUUAAGGUGGCAGCUGCAUGUUGCAUAACAGCAAAGAACUAUGUUAUGUACUUAUCAUGUAUUUUUGAAUAUUCCUGAAAUAAGCAGUUGUAUGUUUGAUUUUCUUUCCUGGAAAUAAACAAUGCAGAAUGAGAUUAUUGUUUAACAAAACUGAGGCCUAAAUGGAAGCCUUGUAUGAGAAUUUCAUUUCAAAGUUUGUGUUCCGUGGCCCAGCUUCUUUGAAUGAAGUGAAGAGGUGAAGGUCAUUGCUUGGAAAAGAUUUUCCCAGGCUAGUUUCUACACAUCUCUUUAAACUUACACGCUGAUACACUGCCACAUCAGUGUAAUUCAUUUACAGCUGUGAGCAGCAGUUUCUUGUAGGCAAGAUAUUUUCUAUUUUAAAAUGUCAUGUUAAAUGCAAUGUGGAAAACUCCUACCUAUUUAUUUUCUUAGGAUUUCUAGGCUCUCAGGACUUCAAGAUUUCAAAGCAUCCUCAGGGUCACACUUCAUCUUGUGCCCUACAUCCUAAAGAACUUGUCAGGGAGACUAAGCACCGUCUUCUGGCUUUAGAGCACCUCCAGUACCAGCUUACGACACAGGUAAUGUAGGCUUCUCCUUUAGGCAACAUGUCAGUACUUGCUGUAUGUGCAGAACCUCUGGAGUAUUGCCAUAAGGCCUGGUUCGGAGGGAAGCCUGUCCUGAGAAUGCCAUGCCCUCUCCUGGUCACAGCAAUGACUUUGUGCAAACUGUGGACUGGAGAGUGACAUGCAGUAUGCUUUCACUAUGCAUGUUUUACAGGUAGAGUGGCUGUAUCCCCUCCCUCCCUCAAGCAAAAUUUUUAUACCCCACCCAAGAUCUCACUGAUUUCGAGAAAUAAAGUAGACACAGCACAGGGGUUGGCAGAAAGGUUUAAGUAUCUCCACCCAGUCCAGUGCUCUGAUGGGGGUACAAAUCAUCCGUUCCUAGUCUUCCUAGUUAAUUUCAUGAGCAGAGAGGGGGAAAUAACCUGCUUGUGACCACACUGCAGAACUGGCAUCCAGCCCCUGGAAGAUUGACCAAGGUGAAUGCAGCCCUUGCACCAAAGAAGAUUAACUAUCUCUGUGUAUAGCAAUCACUUCCAUGGCAUGCUGGAACACAGUUGACUGCAACUCUGACUUUUCUAUCAUGAUCAGAGACAGCUCAAAGUAUUGGAGGAAUGUGAUAUUACAAAGUUUGAGAUGAAGAUGUCAACAGAUCUAUUUGGUGAUCAUUUUUAUGCACUAAGAAGGACCCUGGGAUUACUGUGAUUCCCAUGAGUCCUUGGAGUCAAUGACCUACAUGAAGCAAGCCUAGGGAGACGGUCAUACUGUAGAGCAGCCAACUGGCUCAUGAUGUAAAAUUAAACCAACAGAAUUGGCUGCUCUGUCCAGUGCCUCUCUUCAGUUUGCAAAGGUAGUGAAGUCCAUAGCUAGUCACCUCUUUCAGUUAUGGGAAGAGAUAAAGAACAGGGAAGUUAAAUUCUAUUUUAGAAUUUCUGUGAAAUGAAGCACCAUUGAACUCGAUGGAGCUUACUUCUGGGUAGACAUGUAUAGGAAUGUAAUAUUAGGAUGGGGGGGUGGACUGAGGAGAGGAAUUGAUUGGUUGCUUUUGCUCAUUUUAAUAAAAAUAUAUGCUAUUCAGCCGUUUGAAGCCUAAUUGAUUAAAAGAGAACAACAAAUAGAUUAAGACUGUUACACACACACACACACACACACACACACACACACAGUGGUACCUCGGGUUAAGAACUUAAUUCAUUCUGGAGGUCCGUUCUUAACCCGAAACUGUUCUUAACCUGAGGUACCACUUUAGCUAAUGGGGCCUCCCACUGCUGUUGCGCCGCCCCACGAUUUCUGUUCUCAUCCUGAAGCAAAGUUCUUAACCCAAGGUACUAUUUCUGGGUUAGCGAAGUCUGUAACCUGAAGCGUAUGUAACCUGAAGCGUCUGUAACCCGAGGUACCACUGUAUAUAUAUGGAGAGAGUAAUAUAAUUACAAACAAAAGACACCAUCAAAUUAGUAGCUAACUUUUAGAAAAUGUAGGCAAACUGAAGUGCUGUAGUGAUAAAAAGGGCUUUUAUGAGAAGACAAGGCUUUUGGGAGCACCAGCCCAGCCUUAGUAAAAAACAACAACAACAAAAACAACAAAAUCUUACAGUGAUCCCUUAUUAAAAUAUUUAUAAGCAAUAUAGAAUUGUUUUAGUUUUGUAACUGAAGAGAAUUAAUUGAUGGUACACUGAAUUGCAUGUGUUGUAAAUGCUCCAGUUUGUUAAUGGGGUUUGACAUGCAUAACCGGAUCAUGGCUGCAGUCUUCCAGGGCAGUGCAAUAACCAGAGUUUGGGAUUGUAUGUAGAAAAUCAGUUUUGACCACCACUGUUAGUGGAAGUACGUUAGGGAAUGAGAGCUUUAUCUGUUCUUUUUCUGAGAAUAUUAGUGCUUAACUUGUCCCAUUUUAUUAAAACAUAUUUCUAGAGAAUUGAGAAAGAAGCUUGUAAUAAAUCAAAGCUACUAAUUUAGACUGUUUCUUUUCAUGGCAGGAGUUACAGUAUGCGCAGAGAAAGCAUGCCUCAGGAAAGUGUCCUUAUUUUGUUGAGAACUUAAAUACUGAAAAUCUCCUGAGAAGCAGCAGCUGUAGUGAAGAAGCAGAAAUCCCUAUGAAACAGGUAUAGUCCAACAUAUUAUAUUCAAAUACCCACCCCCAAGCUGCUUCCUUCCAAUCAGUGUUUAAAAUAUUUGUUUAUUAUUUGUAUUUAUAGGUGUUUAACCUUCUAUUGCUUUGCUUCCCCGUAGCUCUGUUUGUUUGUUACAUUUGUAUACCACCCUUCAUCUGAAGACCUCAGGGUAGUCCACAGCAUAAAAUACAAAAUAAAAACACAAAAUACACGUGAAAAACAAGAACAAACCAAACCAAUAACCCCCUCCUCCCACAUUAAAAGACAUAGAAUGUCUGGUUGAAAAAGAACAUUAUUGCUUGGGGCCUAAAUAUGUAUAUUGAAGGCGCCAGGUGAGCCUCCCUGGGGAGAGGAUUUCACAAAUGGAGCCAUUGCAGAAAGGCCUAUUCUUGUGUUGCCACAUCAUGUGGAGGAGGCACAUGAUGAAAGGCCUCAAGAUGAUGAUUGCAGUUCAUAUGGAGAGAGGUGGUCCUUGAGGUAUUGUGGUCCUGCGCAUGUAAGGCUUUAUAGGUCAACACCAGAACUUUGAAUUGGGUCCAGAAACUAAUUGGCAGCCAGUGCAGUCAGGCCAGGAUCAGUGUAAUAUGCUCAGACUGUCUUGCCUCGGUGAGCAACCUGGCCACCAAAUUCUGCAUCAGCUCAAGUUUCCAAAUCAUCUUCAGAGGCAACCCCACAUAUGUCCAAACACUUCUCUAUCUGUGAUCUUAAAUCAUCCAGCUUCUUCACCUCUCGGCACCCAAAUGUCUUGUGUUCCCUGAAACAACUCUGCCUUAUUCCCCUUGCUCCCUGUUAUGGAUGGAACUAUCUCCCUGAACUGAAUUUCCAUGUGACCAUCUCCUUAACUUACUUCAAAUCCCUCACAAAAAUUCCCUUUUUUUAUGAAGCCUUUUGAACAACCUCCUAGAGACCCAAUGCUCUACUUUAACUAAGCUGAAGUAUAGUUAACUGGAAUCAUUGUAUAUUUUCCACCUGUUUACCCCUGCCUACAUUUCUCUCCCCUUCUUCUGUUUUUCUCUUGUGUCUAUUUUUGCAUUGUAAACCCUUUGGGAUAGGAACACGUCCCCUUGUUCUUUGUAAAUAAAGCACGCUGUAUGUAGAUGGAGCUAUAAUCAAGCUAAUAAAAUAAUGUUGAACCCCAUUGGACAGAAAACCAUGUGGAGAUGCAAUUUGGAACAGAAUCCCCACAAACAGGAAAAGAACUAAGCACUUCCCACUGUUUCUUCACUCCAUAUUUAACUCCCCAAGCUGCUUUUACAUAGUAAGCCCCAUAGCAUUGGAGUUCUAUGUGACAUGUAGUUAGCCCCUUUGUAUGCUAUUAGUAGUGUUAUAUCAAGCUUAGUUUGUCUUUAUAUUGGAUGUGAAUUUCCAGGUCAUUCAGUUAUGAAAUAUCAGUCCCAACCCAUCUUAAACCCAUCUUGACGGGUGAGUUUGACAUCAAGACUAGGAAAGGUCCUUGAACAGAAAAGUAAACAGACUGUGAGUACUUAGGAAAAGUUGCUGUGAUUACUAAGACCCAGCUUGGGUUUCUCAAAAACAAGUCAUGCCAGACAAAUGUCAUUUCUUUUUUUCUUUUUUUUAUAGAAUUACAAGCUUAGUAGAUCAGGGGAAGGUUGUGAACAUAGUGUAUCUUGAUUUUAGUAAGGCUUUUGACAAAGUCCCCCAUGAUAUACUUGUGGAAAAACUGGUAAAAUGUGGCUGGACAAGGUAACCAUUAGGUGAAUUUGUAACUGGUUGACUGACCAAACCCAAAGAGUGCUCAUUAAUGGUUCCACGUCAUCCUGGGGGAAAAGUGACAAAUGGGGUGCCACAGAAUUCUGUCCUGGGCCUGUUGUUGUUCAGUGUCUUUAUAAAUGACUUGGACAAAGGAAUUGAGAGGAUGCUCAUCAAAUUUGCAGAUGACACCAUUCUUUGCUAAUGCCACAGAAGACAAAGUUGGGAUGACCUUAACAGAUUGGAGAACUGGGUCCAAACUAACUGAAUGAAAUUCAAUAGGGACAAAUGUAAGGUUCUACAUUUAGGCAGGAAUAACCAGCUGCACAUUUAGGCAGGAAUAACAAGCUGCACAAACACAAAGAUUGGGUGGGGGGCACCUGGCUUACCAGAAGAACAUGUGAAAAGGAUCUAGGGGUCUUAGUAGACCAUAAACAUAACCUGAGGAAGGAAACAUUGUUAGCCAUACAAGCCUACCCUUGGCUUUUGGUAUUUUCAGCUCAUUUCCAGAUGUCAUUGAUCCCUGAUCAUUACUGAGGGCAUACUGUCAUUUCCACAGGUUCAGUCAGAAUCAAUUGUUGGAAAUCGUGUUGCAGAUUCCCCAAGGCAUGAAACCUUAGUUCCACACCAGUCUCAACUACUUACAAAAGAAAGUCCCAGCCGACUCCAGCAAGGCCUGUUGUCAUCAUCUGGUACUGCUGGCUCCCUGGAGGAAAUCUGGCAGAUUCUAGAGAUGGGAUCAAGCCCUUCUAUUCUCAGCCCCCAAAGCAACAAAGAGCAAGGUAAGCAUGGUAUAGAAUGAAGUGGCUAUUUAAUUUUGUAUUCGAGUCAGGUACUGUACAGCAGUUUCUUGACGCAUUAUACCAGUAGACGUUGGAAUGCCUCUGCCCUACUUAUGGUGCAAUCCACAGUGUUUUUGCUCUUUGUUUGCCAAUUUUGAAAUGAGUGGAGAAUACAUGCACGCAUGCCCUAUUAAUAGAUGUCUGUAGUUUCAGCUCCACUACUUACUCUAGUACAGUGGUUUUCAAACUGUGCUCUGCAGAACUUUCCCAAAAGACAUAUUGUCCUUCCCUACUGACUUUCUACUGCAAUAUUAGCAGGGAGUGCAAUCCCUUCUCUUGGAUCCCAAUAAGCCUGCAUGUACCCCAGAUGAACUAAUGUUGUGCCCAGAGCUUAUUCCAAUAGCCUCGGUAUUGGAUAGAGAUCCAAGAUUGGUGCUCAGGGAUUCUUUGACAGACAAGGCAACUUCCUACUCCUUGAGAUUAGAAAAUUAGAAAAUUACUCUUUCUAGUACUGGGAACCAGCCAUCCACCCUUUACUCUAGUUUUAUAUAUAACUUUGAGACUGCUGCAGAAAGGCCAUUUUGAGAUUAUCAGGUAAGCUUGUUAGAGACACACUAUCACUGUUCUCAGUUAGUUAUAUAAUUCAGCACAUUAUUCCACUUUUGAUAAAAAUCUCCCAAGGAAGAAAUGUAAAUAUUCAUUGCCUAUCCUCAUGACAUGAGCUUUGUUUGGAGCAGAUAUAAAAGCACAGCUUUAAUAUAUUCUGAUGCUGACUUUAUAAAAGGUGAAGUUAUUAUGAAUUAGUUCUUUGUAUUAGAGUAAAAAAUCUCAGAAAUAAAUUUCGCCAGGCAUAGUGAAAUGUACAUAUUAGAACUGUGAUUGUAAGCCUUGACUGCAUUUGCACAUUCACAGUAUUGCAAACCAUAAUAAAUGGUUUACCAUGAAUGUGCAAGUGGCUCCUGCUUUGUUCCUUCCCUAAUGUGGGUGGAAUCUGAACAGUCAUAAUAUGAUGCCAAAGUUUGUUUUGGAAUCCACAAUUAUGAGGAUCAACACUAAGCCAGGGAAUGUGGUUUGCUGCUUCCACCCACACUUGAGGAGGAAUGAAGUCAGAGCAACUUACAUGUUCACUGUAAGCUGUUAACUAUGGUUUACUGUGAUGUGCAAACAUGGCCAUUGCUUAAGUCUUCAGUUCUUAACAUAUUAAAAUUACACUGAAUUCAGCUGAACGUAAUGCAAUCAUGCAUAUUUAGGACUGAACUGCUAAUGUCUGGCCAAGAGCUUUCUAUAUAUUUAGGAAGGAAACCAAGGCACAAAAUGAACACUCAAGCCCUUCAAGAUCCUAUUACGUGGGAUUGCUUCCAAACGACUCUUAAGGACCAUCUGCUUUUGGAGUUUCCUGACAACAUCGAGGAACACUGGACCAAGCUUAAAACAUCCAUUAUUGCAGCCUUUGAACAAACUAUUGGAUAUCGAACCAAUAAACACCAGGACUGGUUUGAUGAGAAUGGCCAUGAGAUUGAAUGCAUUAUUGACAAGAAAAGGAAGACCUUUCUGAUCUGGCAAAGAGAUAGAAACUGCACCACUAAGAAAAAAACCUAUGUUGCCGCUAAGGCUGAGGUUCAAAGAAGAAUAAGAGAACUAAAUAACACCUGGUGGAUAAAAAAAGCUCAAGAGGUCCAGCACUUAGCCGACACUCAUGAUGCACAGAGUUUCUUUAAAGCCCUAAGACCAUCUAUGGGCCAAUAAAUCAUGGCAAUAAAUCAUGCCUCCUAUGCUCAACAGACGGUACCAAACUUCUGAAAGAUAAAGAAGCUCUUGCACUGUGCUGGAAAGAACAUUACCAGCAUCUCCUUAACCACAACUCCCCCAUAGCUGCUGAGGUCCUCUCACAAAUUCCACAAAAACAAAUUAGAGAUGAGCUUGCAGCAUCUCCAAAUCUGGGAGAGUUAUGUACAGCUAUUAACUAAAUGAAAAACAACAAAGCCAGCGGACCUGAUGGGAUACCUGCCGAAGUCUUCAAAGUAGGUGGAAUUGAACUUACACAACAACUUCACAAGCUCAUCGAAAAAACAUGGGAGAAAGAGGUGGCCCCAGCAGACUUUAGGGAUGCCUAAAUUAUCAAUCUCUUUUAAAAAGGUGACAGAACAGAUUGCAGAAACUAUCGAGGCAUCUUUUUAUUAGCUGCGGCUGGAUCUUAGCAAACCAUCUCCUAAAAAUAUCUGAGGCUACCCUUCCUGAAUCCCAACAUGGUUUUCGACCUUUGAGGAGGACAGUGGACAUGAUUUUCACUGCUUGACAUCUUCAAGAAAAAUGCAGAGAGCAAAACCAGCCCCUGUAUAUGGCAUUCAUUGACCUGACUAAGGCCUUUGAUGCUGUAAAUUGUAAUGCCCUGUGGACUGUCCUUCUGAAAAUCGGCUGCCCAGAUAAAUUUGUGAACAUCCUUCAGCUCCUCUGUGACCAUAUGACAGCAACAAUCGCAGAUAACAGUGGCUCUCAAAGUGAACCAUUCACAGUAAGAUCAGGUGUUAAACAGGGUUGUGUUAUUGCCCCAACUCUAUUAUUUUCAUCGCCAUGAUCCUAUACUUUGUUGAAGGGAAACUCCCCACCAGAGUAGAAAUCAUAUAUCAAACAGAUGGAAAGCUCUUUAAUCUGAGCAGGCUGAAAGCAAAGAGUAAGGUUACCAUAACUUCCGUCAUAGAGCUUCAGUAUGCUAAUGACAAUGUAGUGUGUGCACACUCAGAGGAUUACCUCCAAACCAUCCUAAAUGCCUUCGCAGAAGCUUACAAAAAUCUUGGCCUAUCAUUCAACACCCAAAAGACCAAAGUGCUGCACCAACAAGCACAAAACAACCCCUCUGCAGCACCACAAAUCCAACUCAAUGGUGUAACGUUGGAAAGUGUCUAUCAUUUCUCCUUAUACAAGGUCCAAAAUCCAGCAUCACUACAAGUGAUUGCCAAAGAAGAAGAUAUAUUUAUGUAUACAGAAAAUGUGGGGUAGAACUGCAGUGGUACCUCGGGUUACAAACACCUCGGGUUACAAACGCUUCUGGUUACAAACUCCGCUAAGCUGGAAGUAGUACCUCGGGUUAAGAACUUUACCUCAGGAUGAGAACAGAAAUCACGCGAUGGCGGCAGCGGGAGGCCCCAUUAGCUAAAGUGGUACCUCAGGUUAAGAAUGGUUUCAGGUUAAGAACGUACCUCCGGAACGAAUUAAGUUUGUAACCUGAGGUACUACUGUAGAUGUUUCAAAGCUUUUCACCUAACUUCUUACAAUCAGCAAAAACUUUCACCCAGAAUUGGUCCAGCUUACAUACUUUGAAAAAUGAUUUCAAUGAACCAUCACAAGUCACGUCAACAAGUGCAUCUUUCUUUUCCACAGAUAAAGUUGUUAGUUGUACACCACCAUAUUCAAAAGGAUUCCUUAUCCAUGAGUUUUCAGAAUUUGGUGGAGGGAAGUAAUCUCUGAAGCUAGUUGCUAAAUCACACAGGUGUUCAUUUAUGUAAUGUUUUACUUCUGGUAUCAGUUCUUCGUCAGUGGCCUCCAGAAAUGUCUCCAGUGUUGGGAUGUUAGUAAGGCUACCACCUUCUACUCGGCUUGUCCAUAACCAUAACUUUGUAAUCACUGCCUCAAUCUUAUCUUCAGUGUAAAAAAUAUUCACAUCACUACCUUGAAGGUUUGUGUUGAAAGUGUUCCAAGUAUGUGAAAACAUCUGCUAAGUUGGCUACCAUACACAACCAUGCAAAGUUGUUCAACUGAUCAGAGGGAAAUUUUGAACCUGUCAGAAAAAGUCAUACUUCACUUAACUCAAAGAAUCACUUCAGUAUGCUUCCCCUUGACAGCCAACAAGGGGCUGUAUGUUGGCUUCCCAUUUCAUCACACUGUUGUUGUUGUUGUUGUUGUUGUUGUUGUUGUUGUUGUUAUUUCCUUCUGUGCCCAAGUUUCAUCCCUGGCUUAAAUAGAGUAAUUAGUUAAAUACAAUACUUAUUUGGAGUAAGGUUUUUAUUCUUGCUGAUUACCCAAUAGGAACAAGCAACUUUUUAAUUCAUUAGGAUUCUGCCAUGUACCUGCUUCCUCCCACCCCCAAAUGUAGCCACAUAGCUUCCCACAGAAAACAAGAAAACAAAAUCCACACAGGCUGCCAUUUGCACGAAACUAAUCAUCAGAGGAUUAGCUGUUGUGCUAAUCAUAGUGGCAAAUUGCUUAGCUAUUUCUCCAUUUAGAUUUCCAAGAUGAGAUAUGAACCCCAAAUUCACUGAAGACCCUAUGUACAAGCAGUGGGAGAAUCCUCUAAACUUGAAAGUUGUUGAAAGCAAUUAGAAAUUAUUUUCAAUUAAAAAGUAGAGAGCAAAGGGAAGGGAUCCCUUACAUUUUUAAAAAAAUGUGAACUAGCAAGCUGUUUGUGCACUCUAUCUCUCCUCGCCUCCUCCAAUAGCAAGAGCCCCAAGAAACUGUGUCAGAGGUUUUUGCCCAAUCCCAGCUCACUUGUCAUCCAGCAACUCUUUCACAAGUUUUGGCCCUGCCAACAAGCAGGCACUCUGGUCGAGAGCAGAGGCUAGAUGAUCUGUGAAAGGAUUUCACUGUGCAAUUAACAAGAUAAGUGAGUCCUCUGGCAGGGGAUGGUCCCCGGACCCCUAAUUGGGAACCACUGUUCUAAUCAACUAACGUAAUAAAUAACAAGAUGAAAGAUGAAAAAAUCUUUUUUAAUAAUUCCAGUGGCACCUUUAAAGGUAAAGGGAACCCUGACCGUUAAGUCCAGUCGCAGAUGACUCUGGGGUUGCGGUGCUCAUCUCGCUUUACUGGCCGAGGGAGCCGGCGUACAGCUUCUGGGUCAUGUGGCCAGCAUGACUAAGCCGCUUCUGGCGAACCAAAGCAGCGCCUGAGCGGUACCUAUUUAUCUACUUGCACUGCGUGCUUUCAAACUGCUAGGUUGGCAGGAGCAGGGACCGAGUAACAGGAGCUCACCCAGUCACGGGGAUUCGAACCGCCGACUUUCUGAUCAGCAAGCCCUAGGCUCUGUGGUUUAACCCACAGAGCCACCCGCGUCCAAUUGAGUAUCUGACGAAGUGUAUUACACACAAAAGCUCAUACCUUGAAAGCUUAUAUUUAGUUGAUCUUAAAGGUGCCACUGGAAUUAUUAAAAAAUAUUUUUUCAUCUUUCAUCUUGUUAUUUAUGAUGACUAUGACAGAUCAGCAUGGCUAUCCACCUGAAUCUCUAAUCAACUGAGCUAUUCAUGCUCAUCAUUUCAUCUUCAAAGAAAGACUGCCCCACAGCUGCUGAAAGGAAUGUGAGGAGAUGGGAAGUGGAGCUUCUGACAUCCCCUCCUAAACAUCUUUAACUCUUGAUGGUAUGCCCCCCCAUUUUCUGCUUCACAUGCUUGUGAUAUAGGUGUGAUUUUGCUGCUCUGUCAAAAUGAAGUUGUUUUCUAUCAUUUCUUUUCUCAUAGAAAAUGCUGCUAAAAUUCUUCAUUCUCUUAUCUGGGCAUGAUUAUUGCAACCCCGUUUGUGUAGAUCUCCCUUUAUCCCAUCUAAAACAACUGGCCUAUUUUCUUAACUCUCAAUCUUUUUGAGUCAAAAUGGAUGUUGUACAGGUAGAAAAGGUUCAGAAAAGGGCAAGCAAAAUGAUCAAGGGGAUGGAGCCACCUCCCCUCUCAAGAAAGGUCACUGCAUUUGGGACUUUUUAGUUAAGAUUAAAGCUGAGUUAGAGGUAGCAUGAUAGAAGUUUAUAAAAUAAUGUACAGCAUAGAGACAGAGGAUAGGAAAAGUUUUCUCCCUCAUAAUAUUCAAACUCGUGGACAUCCAGUGAAGCUGAAUGUUGGAACAUUCAGGACAGACAAAAGAAAGUACUUCUUCACAUAGAACAUAGUUAAACUAUGGAACUCACUCCCAGCAGUGGCAGUGAGCAAUGGCCACCAACUUGGAUGGCAUUAAAGGAGGAUUAGGCAAAUUCAUGGAGGGUAAGGCUAUCAAUGGCUACAAGCCAUUGUGACCAUGCUCCGUCUCAAUAGUUGGAAGCAGCAAUGCUUCUGAAUAUCAGUUGCUGGAAACCACAAGAGAGGAGAGUGCUCUCAUGCUCAAAUUCUGCUUGCAGGUUUCCCACAGUCAUUUGGUUGGUCAUUGUGAGAACAGGAUGCUGGACUAGAUGGGCCAUUGGCCUCAUCCAGCGGGUUCCUCUUGUAUUCUUGACUCAUUGUCUUAGCUCAUCUACCUUUUUUGCCUCUACAGUAUUAGACCGUCUCUUUUGCUUUUAAUCUUUUCCCUACUGGCAUGCUUGUUUGUUUAAAUGAAUCCACCAGACAAUUUCACAAAUUGAACAAUCCUCUCCCGAGUAGCUUCAGGAUUUUGAUUAAUUGGUUAACGUUUACCAAGGGCUUUGAAAAUGCAACGUGUGUAAUACACUUGCAGAUUAUUUUUAUGUCCUGGUCUAGCAGCAUUUCUAUAGGCUGUGGCAGCGAGCAGGGAUGACAGUAUAGGAUGGCAUGUGUGCUGUUGGCAAUGACCCACGUGCUAUGGCAAAAUUAUUUGGUAGACCAAGACAUUGAAGAUAUUGAAGAUACUGCAGGUCAAGAACCUGUUGCUAAAGCAAAAACAGUGUUUGCACAUGCAGAUGUCACAGUAACUUGCCUAAUGUUUCAUGCUGUCAGCAGGUGAAACUCAACUGGCAGUUUGCAAGGACACCAAUUACCUAAUCUAGUAUUGGAAACCUGAAUGCAAAAAAGAGAUUCUGGCUCUCAAAAUGCAGAUGCAAGUGAUGUGUAUAUCUCAAGACUUUAAAAUGCCACCCUCCAUCACUUCACAGGUGAAAAUAAGGACCGUUUUGUGUCCUUCUUGCAUCUCUGCUUUAAUACAAAAGAUUAAGUCGAUUUAUACAUUGCUAAACGAUCUUUGCUGCAUUUAUUCAGGAACAGUAUAGAGGGCACAGAAUUGAUGCAAUGUAGAUUUGACAAUCUACCCAUGUUAUUCAAAGAAGCCUGUUCCCUUCCUACCACUUUACUGGCAGGACCAAUAGCUUGAUUUAUUUGUUUGUUUGUUUGUUUAUUACCCACCCUUUACCCUGAGGGCCCAGAGCAGGUUACAACAUUGAUACAACAUUAAAAGUGGUUUAAAACAACUUAUAAUCAUAAAAAGAAUGUGGGUCCUAUCAAUAUACACCUCAAGUGUCAAAAGCCAGGGUAAAGAGGUGUGUCGGCAUAGUAAAACCUAACCCAGUAUAAAAUUCUCACAAACCGCCAGAAUGAAAUCUAAAAGCAAACUGUCUAUGUGUAAAAAUGCAGUCUUUUCUCUCCUCCCAACACCCUAAUUCUUGCUCGCUAAUUGGGUCCUUCUCCACACCCCCUUCCCUACUUUGCUUAUAACUGAAAUCUAGUUCUGCAUUGGUAAAUGGCAGGUAUUGAGGGAAAAGUUUAUCAUAUCACUUUAUGCUCCUUACAUGAUCCCAGGGUCUUAUCAGGGUGUGCAGUGGGCCCAAGCUACUGAAAGUAUCCAAGUUUGUACCUUCUUCAUACUAUGGCCAUUGUGGCACAGCUUGGCCAAGGCCUAAUCACCAUAGCAACUAGUUAUCACUCUUUCUCCUCAUUUCAGAAUGCGGAAGUCCAGGCUGGUAAAAUAUCUCUGCCCUCCCUUGCAAGAGAAAACAGACGGACUGUUGUUGAGCCACAGUUCUGAACUUAAUAUUUCUUUUGCUCUGCAGCUGUUGUCUAGUACCCAAGAUCCCCCCUCCCCAAUAGGAACAGAGCUACAGUUUGCUGAAGAAAACAUUGGUAUAACACCCUGUUCCCCAGAACAGUCAUAUAACUUGGAGAGCUGUCUUCCCUGUGUUCUAACACAUUCUUGUUUGGGCCAACUUUCAACAGCUGGCGUUUAGCAGUGUAAAAGGGAUUUUAGUUGGUGAGAUUAUAGAUGUGAACAAAGAGACUUUACCUAGAAAAGAUUAUUUGCAUGUACUUCUCACGAACAGCAGCACUGAGUUGACACGGAUUUUGAUCAUCUCCUGAGUUUUAAAAGUAGCUCAAAGAGCUGCUUUUAGAAGAAGAAAGGCUGAAAAGUGACUACAAACCAAAUGUUUUCCAGCUCCUUCUCUUGCCUUAUUUGUUAGACUAUGAUUUGCCUUAUCCGUUGAGAAAAUUACCGCAUUCUUGACAGAAUUAAGUUGAUAACAUCAACAUAUAUGCUGAGUAGUGGGGAGAGAGAAAAAUUAGGUUUCUAUGGUUUGUGGUCAGAGCUCCAGUCCUUGGGGAAUUAUAGCUUCAUAUAAAAAGCUGCCAAAGGGUAGAGAAAUGGGAAAUAGUUAGAACUGCAAUAGAUGUUGUGCUGCAAUAUUUGAACUUGGAUGAUGAAAACUGAAGAACCACUUUUAUUACAGCUCAUUAUGAUUGGUCCAGUUGUCCUGGCUGAAAUUUGGCUCUUAUUGGGUCAUAUGUUACCUUUCACUCUUGCUUAUGGGACAAAAUUUCAACACUUUUUCCAUCAUGUGGGUAAAGCACCAGACAAUGAGAGGUCUGAGUAGAAUAUUAACCAACAGAUUUGAACUCCUUUCUGGCUCUACAAAUGCAAUUUUACUUUGCUGUUAUGCAAGACUUUUCAUCGUUCAAGUGCUUUACAAAUAUUAACUUAUUCUGAUGUGAUUUUCUAUACUUGACAAUUCCUAGUAUCAGAAUCUGAGCUUGUAAGUAUGAGAGUGAUUUUUCGUAUGGAAAUAAUCGUAACAGAGCUGGACUGGGUAAAUUCAUCACACAAAUGUUGUGUGUUUGGGAAAUGCAGUGCACAAAUGCAAAAUAUCCAUCCAUUCAGUUAUGUUUGAAUAGUUGCAUUUCUGCCUAGCCAAAGGCAAAAUUGGAAGUUUUAAAAAAACCAUGUAAGAUGAAGAGCUGAUAUUUCCAGAAAGACUGUUCUCCUUCACCUUAAAACAGUAUUUACAUGGAAGGCUUCAAGCUGAUAAUAUAAACAUCUUUCUGACCUAGGAAUAUCAGGCAAAAUAAAAUUCAAAGUCUUGUUUGAUAUCUACCAUGCACUUUCUGAUACAUCUUAAAACAGUGAGUUUGUGGUAAAGAUGAGAUUUGAAGUGGGAUUUGCUAUAGGUGUUCUGGUCACUUCAGUACAGGAUGUUUAACAAUGGAGUGGUCUCUUUCAUACAAAGAAGUAACAAAUUGGCCCACAAAUAAAUGUAAAAUGUAGUUGGUUGGUGACCUUAAUAAGAAGUUUGUUGAUCAGUGAAUUCCAGUAACGGAUAUGUCUAUACAGUAACAGAUGUAUCUAUACUUCACUACACCAUUAAGAAUAUAGUGGGGAAAGGCUCUGUGCCUCAGAUUACAGCACUUUCCCAUCAGAUGAAAAAUCUUCAGGAGAAGAAAACAUUAAAACAAUCCAAAUAAAUAAAAAUUGCAAAGCCAAACCUAUUUCUCUUUCAUAGGCAAUAAAUCACAAGGAUUUAAAAUUUAUCUUAUCCCCCACCAAUAUGUCAACCUUCUUAACUGCAAGUGAAAAUUAUUUAUUUUACAGUGUUUGUAUAAUAUUUUUCAACCCUAAUGGUUCUCAAAGCAGUUCACAAUAAUAAAGUUAGAUACAUAGACAGAUGGUUGUGUCCCCACAAUAACAGAUGCUGUUGAUAGUAUUAAAUAGUGGUAUAAUAUGACUUCUGGCUCUGCUCCCCUGAAUGGUGGCAAUAGCAAAUAGGGGUACUGGGGUGGGCAGAUAUUCUUCAAAGUGUUCUGCUCACUCCCCUAGACGUUCCUGUCUCCACUACUUAAUAUAUGUUUAUGCUGCUCUGAGCAAUUGGCAUCAAACUAAAAUAAUAUCCAUUUUCUCUUCCUUUUGAUUUGCAGAGAAAUCCCAGGUUAUCCAUGAACCAAAAAGACUUGAAGACUCUCAGGAAGAAGCCCACACAGAAAGAGUACCAGCAGCUGCCUUGACUGUCAGAGGGACUAAGUUUGAAGUUCAGACAAAGCAAAACCCAAACAAGUCAUCUUACAACCGAACCAGAAAGCCCCAGACCCCUCAGCGAAUGGCCAAAAUCCGAAACUACAACAUAAAGGAUUAAAUUUUCAAUGAAGUAGAAAUUUUUAUAUCUGAAUUAUGCACAGUAUUUUGUUAUUAAGUUGUGAUACCAAGUUUAAGUCCUAUUCUGACCAUGUUUGGUCUUGUAAUUAAUGUUACUAGUCAAGUUCCUUCUUACUUCCAAUUUUGCUAAUCAAACUUCAUUGAUAAAUGUUUUUGACUGUAGAAAGUAUUUAAACCAGCUUCCUCUACAUCUUGAGCUGGUAAAUAAAUAUAUGUUUCAGUAUGCUUCAGAUAGAUUCCUCAAGAGUUUAUCACACACAGAGAACUUUAUUGCAGUUCAUAGACCCAAAAUACACAAAAUCAAACAGGAAACACUGAAUAUGAACAGACCUAGGAAGUGGCAUCUCAAUUAUAUGUUCCAGUAUUUUAUUUCCCCAGAUCUCCUGGUUCUACACAUAUUGCACAGUUCCUACAGUUUCUCUGUAUAUAAAAGAGCACAGCUGCUUUGUCCACUGCCCUACCCCUCCACCUUUCCCAAAGGACAAACAGAUAGGAAGAAAGGGAAAGGUGACAGAAGGCUUCUCAAGAAUGAUGGGCAUGGACUACAAGCCCUGAGAUUUUCCCUUGAGGGAGGGAGGGGGAGUAAAAGGUUUCACAAGAUGAGUUGGGGGUAUGAGCAGCAUUGAAAUGGGCUGUGCAUGCCGUGCCUCAGUUCUUCCCUCUAUAAUUUGAGUAGGGCUUUUGCAUGGAUUGUUUUAGUCAGGGUAUCUCGGCCCAGGAAGAGUCACAAUUGUUGCACCAGUCUCAGCGGAUGGAAGGCAUUCUGUGCUACUGAAGCCACUUGGGUCUCUAGUAACAAGGCUGGAUAUAAGAGCACCCCCAAACUCUGGUCCUGUAGGAUGGAAUGCAACCCUGUAUAGAACAGAUUAACAUCCCUUGCCUAAACUGAUUAAUCGUUCAUAAACAGUAACUAUUUUACCAGGACUAAGCAUCAGUUUAUUAGCUCUUAACCACCAAUAAAAUUAUCACGCUCUUAUAUGAAAAAUAUGUAAAAAAGAUACAGAGGUGGAUUAUAUCAGCAUAUUCAUGAUACUCCACUCAAAAACCUGAAAUGACUUGACUUACUGUAUAUGUCAAACCGAAUGGGGAACAAGACAAGACAGACCCCUGUAGAACGCAACAGCAUACCUACCUAGAGGUAAUCUACCAGUUCCACCUUCUGGAAUCUGCCUUUCAGGUGGGAAUGGAACCACCAAAACACCAUGUCCCCAGUUCUUCAGCUAAACAGGCUACUCAGAAGGAUAUCAUGGCUGGUUGUAUCAAUAGUCACUGAGAUGUUCAGGAGAAUUAACAGAGACAUGCUCUCCCAGGUUAUCCAUGAGGACAACCAGUGCCCUUUCUGAGCCAAAAACAGACAUGCAGAGUGAAAUAAACCAGCACUUAGACCCAUCCACUUAACUUUCUUCUGCUUAGAUGUUAUACCCAGAAUGGGCAAGGUCGAGUAGACAUGUGGCAGACUCCAUUCCUCAAGGCAUUUUGUCUGCAUCCUCAUUGCAGCAACUGAAAUCAAUCCCAUUAACAUUACAUGAUGGUGAUCUGACCACAUGUUGUGACUGAUCUGCCAAACCCAUAUCAAAUAUGAGCAGUAUUAUCCCCUGUGUGAAUAAACAUUGUAGCAUACCUCUGAGGGUUCUUUUCCAUCAUACUGUUGGGGGCAGGGAUUAUAAACAGUGAGGUGUGAAGAAAUUGCAUGCAAAAGAUGCAGACCUUGAUAUGUUCUUCAUAGAGGUCAUUCACAACAAUCAGUUGUUAAUAAUACGAACAUAUUAGCAUUUAUUAGCCAAUUAACUCAUGUAGAGAUUGAUUACUCCAAUUCAGUCCACAAGUGAUAGCAUAGCACAGAACCUCUUGCUUCAUUGUAAUUCACUGUUUCCACACUGCAGUCUCCCUUUGAAGUGUCUGUUGCAGUAUGACCAGAAUUAAUCUCUGGUGUUGUUUAUGACUUUGUUAGAUCCUGUAAUAGUGUUGCUAGACUAGACAUCGGUAAAAGAUGGCAUCUGAAUCUGCCACAAGUUCUCAUCCGUGUGUCUGUAUCUCUAUUAUGUCAAAUGUUAGUGGUCAUGAUUAGCUGUUUUAGGUUGGAAAGGAGCUGCAUCUAAACAAUUACAGACCUAUUGAUGUUAUUCCUCAGGAUGGAUUGAGAGCCAGUGUGGUAUGGUGGUUAAGAGCGGUGGACUCGUAAUCUGGUGAACCGGGUUCAAUUCCCCGCUCCUCCACAUGCAGCUGCUGGGUGACCUUGGGCCAGUCACACUUCUCUGAAGUCUCUCAGCCUCACUCACCUCACAGAGUGUUUGUUGUGAGGGAGGAAGGGAAAGGAGAAUGUUAGCUGCUUUGAGACUCCUUAGGGUAGAUAAGUGGUUUUAGUUGGAAACUAAAUGUGACAAGGGUGUUCUGUCAUUUUCUCCUCUAUGUCUGUGCUCUAGUAAAUUAUUCCUGGGUACCAGUCUGGCCAU